ACAAGCUGUACCUGUGUACCUGCUCUCUGGGCAGAGCCAUGUAUCUCUCCCCGCCCCCUCACCCAGAGCAGGUAAAUCUCACAGCUCACUGUACUGCAUGGAAACUACAGAGAGAGCCAGGGCUGGGAUCUGGGGGGAGAUCUAAUCCCAGGGGAUUAACUGCUGAGCCCUUCGUGUACACAGACAUCUAAUUUAGUACAUUCAUGGCUUUCACCAAACCUUCCAAAGAUCCCUUCAGCACCUACGUGGGGCAUCUUAUUGGUGAGUAAAAGAUCCAAUCUCUCCUGAAUCACAAGGACUGCUACAAAGUGUGAGCCUUUACAUACAGGACCCAGAAUAUCUUCCAGAAAGGACUAUGUGUUCUGUAUAGGAUUAAAUAUUUUACGUACGGUCAUGUGUAGAAUAUAGCAAGGCUCAAAACUGCCACUUGUAACUAGCCUUUGGCAAGUGAAAAUGUAGCCCUGGCGAAUAGAAUAUAUUGAUAUCAUUGUACAGUGCUAUGGAACUUGCUGGUGCUAUAUAAAUAAUAUAAUAAUAAUAAUAAUAAUAAUGUAUAAUAUAUAUACUUUAUAAUUAUAUUACAUGUAGGAUCAAGCAUUAUGUAUAUGUUAUUUGUAUGUUCGAACCCAUGAUUUGUGAAUGGCAUAUUAAAUGAUAACUGAACUUUUUUUUAAAGGGAAACUAUAGGCAAGGAAUACAAAAUUAGUGCCCCCUUCGCUUACGCACCUCCCUCCCCCUUCGCAGAGCAGAAAGGGUUAAAAGCCCUUCAUUCACUUUCCUGAAUCCAGCUCAGAUGUCCCUCGGUAGUGGGUCAGGCUCCACCUUCGCUCCUCCCUGAUUUGGACCGACGUUACGUACCUAAUGUGCAUCCGCGGCGAGCACAGGGAUCGCAUUAGGACAACAUCAGAGGAAAGCAUUAACUCAAUGCUUUUCUAUGAAGUUUUGGGUGAUGCAGGGUGUCCUCAUGUCGAGUGAGACGAUGUCCAGGGCAGCCAAAAGUCGCCUAACAGCCCGGAAGCGCCAUUAGUGGCCGUUUGGUAGAGGUGGAGUUAGCCCUGCAGUUUAAUUAUUGCAGUUUCUCAAUAACUGCAAUAUUUACAAUUGCAGGGUUGAGGGAACUGGGACACUGCACCUAGACCACUAGAAUGAGCUGAAGUGAUCUGGGUGACUAUAGUGUCCCUUUAGAUAAAUAUAAUUUGAGGGAUUUUUUUUAAAGCCUGCCGGAAAUGUAUUUUAUCCCAUUUUAACCCCUUAAGGAUCAAACUUCUGGAAUAAAAUGGAAUCAUGACAUGUCACACAUGUCAUAUGUCCUUAAGGGGUUAAACUAAUUUGUCAGUCACAGCUGGCACCAUAUAAAUAAUGAUUAGACAGAUUAUUAUUAUUGAAGCUUUAUUCUGUGCUCUGUCCUUAAAUUAUACCAACAUGAUACCAACUAUGUGGGCAUUGAGGGGUGCUUGUACUAUCUGCACUUUCACACAAUGCAUCAGUUGUAACCUGCUACAUGCACAACUGCAUUUUGGGAGAGUAUGCAGAUACGUAGACGGUCCACUGCAUCAGCCAAGAUGGCAAACUAUCGGAAUCUUAAAUUGAUACAUUUGCUGGCAAUUUUACGGCAUAUACACAUAUUAUUCCGCUUAACGAAACACUCCUGACACCAUAACCACUUUGUUCGAAUGAAGUUGUUAUUGUGCCCGGAGGUUCCCUUUAAGGUAAACUUUCCAUCAUUGGUAUUAACAAGCAGCCCUGGGCCUGAUUUUCUUAGAUCACUUUGCAUGAAGAGUUUGGGAGGCCAGCUGUGAAUAGCGGUGAUUCUGCAUGUAGGUGCACAGAUUCUCCACAUAACUGUGUUGUAUAAUUCUUCUCUCACCACCAAUACCUCCAAUUGGUAUCCUUCUGAGAGAAAUCCACUCUGCGUUGUGUAUUAAUAGUGAAUGCAAUAUCCCUGUGUCACCUCUUCCAAGAACUAACAUAUACCUGUAUCCCCUUGUCCAGAUAAAUAUAUGACUAGCACUACUAAGGUAUUCUACCCGAUAUUACAAAUAAACAGCCAACACCAGAGUUCUUACCAGAGAGAAAUCUUUACUUAGAAUCUGCCCAGUUAAAGGGACAUAAUAGUCACCAGAACAACUACAGCUUAUUGAAUUUGUUCUGGUGAGUAGAAUCAUUACCUUCAGGCUUUUUGCUGUGAACACUGUCUUUUCAGCCUAGUGAUAACUUCUCAGGUGGCUGUUAGAGAUCCUUCCUGGGACAUUGCUGCCUAAAAUGCAUCCAAACAUUCAGUAUCUCCUCCCUCUGCAUGCAGACACUGAACUUUCCUCAUAGAGAUUCAUUGAUUCAAUUCAUCUCUAUGAGGAGAUGCUGAUUGGCCAGGGCUGUGUUUGAAUCAUGCUGGCUCUACCCCUGAUCUGCCUCCUUGUCAGUCUCAGCCAAUCCUAUGGGGAAGCAUUGUGAUUGGAUCAGACUACCACUUCUGAUUAUGUCAGCAGACUGCUUGUUUUUCUGAGUCUAACAGCAUGCAGCAUUACAGCUUCAGGCUUGACUACAGUAAGAUUUUGCUAUAUUUAUGGAGGCAUGGUGGUGUUAACACUAUAGGGUCCGGAAUACAUGUUUGUGUUCCUGACCCUAUAGUGAUCCUUUAAAUAUUACAGAAGAAGAAUGUUACAGAGUUAUAGUAUUACAGUUACAAUACAUUCAUAACACUCACACAUUCCCUCUGUAUAAUAAUAUCUGCUACAUUGUGUGUGUGCUGUGAAAUGUGUGCAGCGUGUGUCUUACCAACCUAUUUUUAAAGGAAUUGGUUCCCAUGUUGUAAAUAGCCAAUUCCUCAGCUCAAUGGAUAUGUAAAUAUGAUUUACUCUCCCAAGGCCCAAAGUGUUGUCUGUCCUGUUAUUUUAUUUAAGUGUGAAUUCUCCCAGCCAUCCCUUUUCCUCUAACCCAAGGUGUGUUUUCCUAGAUAGAGACUCCUUUGAAGACCAGUUGAUAUGUAAAUGUAAUCGGUGCCUUUCAGGUGUUGUAUCUUUCCAACUAUCUAAACAGAAACUCCAGAUAAUUCCUGAUCUCCCAUACACGCAGACUUAAUCAAGCACAUAUUAAUCAGAUAUAUAUAUAGAAUCAUAAUAUUUUCCUCAACAAACUGCACUGGAUCUGCAACUACAGUAGAUUCUGCAUGUUGUCGCUGUCUCCCAUGAUUGCUAGUCAAAACAGAAAAUGUUUGUUUUCGGGGAUACAAGUGCUAGAAGAAUGUUUGUUAGCCUGUUGUGUGCACACUGCGUGCAUUAUUGAUGUUAGUAAAUGCAGAAUGAGGCAAAGUGAAUGCGUGAAGGAGAUAAUGCAGAAUAUUGGACAUUUAUUGCUACAUUCCUGAUCACUGGAUUCAUCUCUGUACCACAGAAUCAACUUACAUUUACAUAUAUAGCAAGGCAUCAUGGGAAAAUGCAUCUCCAUUCCCUGACAUUGGAUCCAUUCCUUGUACCCCAAAACUUUCAUUCUAUCGACAUAACAAGGCAUCACCGGAAAAGAGGUCCCUGCUCUCUGACUCGCGAUAGACCCCAUCACUUUCAUUUUGUCUGUGUUAGAAGGAAGCACGGGCAAACCAUUUGGGUGUAAACGUUAUGACAACUGCUGAUUUGAUCCACUCAAUAAAUGUCACACAACAGAAUGGAAAGCCAGUUUUAUGAUACGGGAACAGAUUGAGAGAAGUUUCAUUUCUCAAUAUAGUGGAGCUCUCAUACUUCUUAUAACAUAUACGGUGAUUUAUUCCCUGACGUACAGUAACUAUCAGUGCAUUACUGAUUUAGAAUCACGGCUGGAAAAUGAACCCAGAGCAGUCUAAGAAUAGUCAUCUUGUAUGAAACACAACCACCACAAGCAGGGGAUAUCUUUCUAGUCCAGGUUUUGGAGAAUUCACCAGGAAAUACUAAAUUUUUGUUUUUUAAUCACCUAUGACAUCAGCUUACCUAUUUCACCUGAAGUUUACAUUUGCCUGAUGAUCUCGGAACUCUGACUAUGAUUUAAGGAAAUGUCAUGAAAAUACAUUCAAUCAAUGGAAGAAUUCUUCCCCUGCCAAAGUACCGAAUUCUAGAUUUAGAAAGAAAUUGUACAGGGAUUGUGAGAUGUGUUCCUUGUAAGUGAAAGGGCAGGUAGGUGACCACAAGUGAAUAGCAAUUCCUAGGUAGAUAUAUCUUAACCUGCACGUUUGGCAAUGAUUUAGCAGUACGGAUUGCACGUCUACCUGAAUCUGACACGUUCUGUGAGCGAGAGAGUCUCUAAAAAGGUACUAAAGACCUCUGUCAGUUCAUGUGUGACUGGUGAGGAUGGAAUGGAGGGAGUGGCGGAUGUGUGAUACAGUCUUACCAUUGUGUUACAUUGUUAUCACGUAUUAAAAUAUAUCAACAAGUGUAAAGUUGAGUAUUUCAAAAUAUUUAAAUCUGCCUUUACAUCAUGCACUUGCUUGUAAUCCUAGAGUCCUGUUUAACUAUAUAAAAUGAAUGGAGUCAAUAUCUAGGCAAGUCUAAGGGACACUGGCGGCACCCAGACCACUUCAUCUGAGUGAAUUGGCCUGGGUGCAGUGCCUCUGUCCCCCUCAGUUCUGCAAUGUAAAUCAUUGCAGGACUAAGACUGCCUCUAUCUAUCAGCCACUAGAGGCACUUCCUGUGUUCUAACAGAGUUUGACUUAGUUAAAUGAAGCUGGGCGUCCUCACGCUCUGCAUGAGGACAUCCAGCAUCAGUAAAAUGCACAUAAGAAAUCAUUGUCUCAAUGCUUUUCUAUGAGGAAGACCUAAUGCGACCGCAGCACUUGCCACGCAUGCACAUUAGGUCCCCCCUUGUCGGAUGACGUCGGAGGAGGCAGAGUGCCGACCCAGUGCACAUUCCCUUUAAAUACACUCAUUAUUACUAAAGAGAAAAAUGCUGUGAGUGCAAUGUGAAUUUAGAGUCAAUUUUAAAUGUAAGGCCAGAAUAUCCUAACUGAAAGCAGAAUCUUUCUAAAUCGAGUAUUUUAGCCUGUGAAUUCCAGGCAGUUCCCUGACAGUAUUCCACAUGCAGUGGAUUUUUCGAGGGUGUCCUGUCUCGGUUGUCCGAGCUUGUUGCGGUAUUGUUCCCCAGUAAUGAGAAGUGUGUCCGCUGGCUGCACUGAUUCAGUUCACUGACUCAUUCGAGAAUGCUGUGGAAAGCAUUUAUACUGUAAAAUAAACAUUUCCCGUGUCUGAGCUCGCCGUGCAGGACGAGAGACCUGCUUGGAAUUCACAACAGGAACAGUUUAUACAAAAAGCAAUGUACCUAAACAUGAGUUGUGUAAAUAAGGCACACGUUUCACUCCCUGAGUGUCUAGAAGGGCAGGCCAUUUUUCCUGCACUAUAAACUCCUUUUUUCUCCACCGUCAGCGACUGAAGUAGAGAUGUUUAAACAGACAGCGCUCUGUAAACAGAAAGGGUUUAACGACCUUUAAAUAUCUUUAAAUAUCAUAUGAAACAUUCUGUGUCGGCUGGAGACAGCCACCGCUUCGCAGGUCUCGGGAGACUGCAACUCCUGCAUUGCACAGCCACCCAUCCACCAGCAAAGCAUCAUGGGAGCUGCAGUCCAACAUUCGCUAUUGUAAGGGCUUCUUUUAUAUAUUACGAUGUGUUAGUCAUUUGUAGUCAUGGCUGCAAUCUGAAACCUGCUUUUAAAAUCUCCAAUUCCUGAGUUCAAUGUUAAGUAAAGUGCAGUGAAUGGGGUAUUUAUUUACCCGGAGACGCAGGAGGUGCGGCUUAUUGCAUCAGCGUUGAGCUGCGUGAUUGCCAGAAUCCCAGCAUCAGACAUAGCCAGCUGAGAGCCUGCCAGCAAUCAUUUGUUCUCUUUUGACACCAAAGAGCUGGUUACUCCUAGCCUAGGGGCAAGUAUAAAUUAAUGGCCUUUGUUUAUACCUGAAAUUCACAAAUCCCAAACCCCGGGAAACAUCCCAUUGGGCCAGCCGAAUAUUAAAAUCACAGGCCACCAGUAAAAACACAAACCCACGCUGGACUGGGCUAGCACAGGCUCUGCACAAUUCCAAAAAUAAUACACAAUGGGGUGAAGCAUAGGAAGUGUAAAGAAAUACAUGUAUAGUGUACACUUAUGUAUAUAAGUGUAUAAAAAAAUACAUACAUAUCUUGAUAUUCUAUAAAAUAUAACAGAGAAACAAAAAUAGUGCAAAUAAAUGUUGCCAAUAUAAAUAAGAAUUGAGAUGAUCUGUCACACUCACAAACAGACACUUGGCUCCUGUGAGUAACGCCUCGGGAUCUUAGGUGAGAUCCAAUAUCCUCUUAUUCCUUAAAUAGGAAUUGGUGGAUGGUUUCAGCUUGAUGACGAACUCCACAUAGAUAAUAAUGGAAAACUAUUUAUUGUAUUUAAAAAUAAUUCAACAACAAAAUAAAAUAAAAAAAUUGGGUGCAAAGUCCUAUCCAAAGUAGUCUCCCAAAAGGUGGUUCACCAGUCUCUUUUUUGUGGGAGCAACUACAGCUUAUUGCAUUUGUUCUGGUGAGUAGAAUCAUUCCCUUCAGCCUUUUUGCUGUAAACACUGUCUUUUCAGAGCAAAUGCAGUGUUUACAUUACAGCCUAGAGGGAUACCUCCACUGGCCACCCUUCGGAUGGCUGCUAGAGGUGCUUCCUGGGGCAGUGCUGCACAGUGUGACUGACAUUCAGUGUCUCUACCCUCUGCAUGCAGACACUGAACUUUCCUCAGAGAGAUGCAUUCUAUGAGGAGAUGCUGAUUGGUCAGGGCUUUGUUUGGCUUGUGCUGGCUCUGUCCCUGAUCUGUCUCCUUGACAGUCUCUGCCAAUCCAAUGCUUUCCUAUGUAAAAGCAGUGUGAUUGGCUCAGAACACCACUUCUGACGAUGUCAGCCAAGCAGAAAGCUCAGGGACAGAGCCAGCACCAGCAGACUGGAGUAAAAGUAAGCUGUUGCUAUAGUUAGAGGGUAAGGGGAGGAGGGGAGCAGAUGGUGGUUCUAACACUAUAGGAUCAGGAAUACAUUUGUGUUCCUGACCCUAUAGUGUUCCUUUAAUUAGAAAAGUAUAGGCUCUUUAAAAAAAACUGUAGAUAUACCUCAUGUCAAAAAAGUUUAAAUGUAUCUGUCUACAUAUAUUUAUUAUUUUUUUAUUAAGAUUAUUAUCAUUGAAUGCAUGCGGUGGCAUUUUCUGGCCUGUCUGGGCUCUGUAUCUCAGUCUGUCAGUGUAUUAUAAUGUAAUUCCCUUGGAUAUUUACUAACCAGGGUGGAGAAUGAGAAUUGCACGGAACAGAACAAAGGAAUAGUAAGGCUGCCAGAUGCAUAAAGCAAUGCCAAUCAUUAAUCUGACUCUUCAUCGCUGGAGCAAUAAAUCACACAAUAGAUGCACAAUGCAGUACUCCUUAUCCUUUUAACUUGAAUCAAUACCUAACGCUCAUAAUGGGGCCCGUUGUAAGGAAACUGGCCAGUCCUGUUCUGCUUUGUGGUUUUAAGGAAAUAAAUCCAGGUGCAUUCUGCGAUUUCUAGAUCAUUACAUCGCUAACAAAAUAGAGAUGGGUAUUUAUUACCAAUAAAAUAUAACAUAGAAUAACACUAAAUGAAUCUGAAAUGUAUCACUUGGUUCUUUAAUUAUCUCUGGACCUGAAUUAGUAGAAACAAUUAUCAUGAUCAGUGUUGAAAUGACAGGGGUAAGACCCAGUAACUCUGGGCAUGUCUGAGCAGGUGUUUAUGGGAUUUGCAGUUUAGUACUAGUUUCAUUCAUGAAAUGACAUGAAUGGAACUACUGAACAAGAUAAUGGAAGUCGUAUUGUUUUUCAUAGAUAGAAGUAGUUGCUGCUUUGCAUAUCGGCGGUCAUUGACCAGGUUGUCACAUAGAAAACCAAAUUACAAUUACAAGUCACUGGGUCUAGAUAGGAAACCUCGUUGUGCCAUAACUGGUUGAAUGGUGCAUAGAGUGUCUCUAUGCCGACUACCAGGUGCAAAGGACAGAGUUUAUAACAAUGAUUGACAGGGAGAUAAGAGGUGUGAAUUUCUACAUUUGAUUAUAUUUUUCACAUCUAUAUUGUUAAUUAUAGAGAUAAGUAAACGUAAGAUGAAAAAUUCUAGGAAAUCAGUUUCCCUUUAAGUGUCCCUUUAACUUGGCACCAAAGGCCACCGGUGGCUCCUAUGAAGUAGAGGGUACUGAUGAAAAUGUGCAUUCAUCUUCCACUUAUUAGCUAAACUGUUCGAUCAAACUCACCGGCAACAGUCACAGAAAUCAUGUUCUUAGAUUUAACUAUGAAGCAGAUCUGCACGGAGGGAAAUGAAGUAUGCAAAAAGUAUAAGGACGUUUAACACCCUGUAGGAUAACUUAGCAUCAAUAAACCUGCUUAUAUUAAUUGUAAAAAUAUCAGAUAUCUUUUCACAAUACAGUGAUAGCAUAAAAUCUAAUUCAUUGCAACCUCUAAUAAUUAAUGCAAUAUACUCCUGGAGUGGUGUAAUUGCCAGUCACUAUGACAACCAGGUCAUGAGAUUCUCAAACCAUCUCUUGGCUAUCUUGUAUUGACAGGUGUAGAGAGCCGAUCAGUUAGAGAGAGAUAUUAUUAUUGGGUUUUUGUUUUUUUGGAGACAGCCAAGAAAUUCAGCUCCAAUUGACCCCUCUCUCAGCAGCUGCUGGACCCCAAAAGCAUCCCGUAAAAGCUGCAGAAUAAAAGCUUCAAUGCACCAAGACUGCGUUCACAACUAAUAUCUACCCCAACGGCCUUGUAGAGCUUGUGCCUGCUUCCUCACUCCUUCAAUAAAAAUAGACAUAGCAAUGUACAUCCCACUGUUUUUAAUCAGCAAUAAAUGGUGCUACGAGGCUACAGCCCACAAUCCAUAUUUGUUAGUGUUCUGGGGGCCAAUUGCCCUCCUCCCCCUUGCCAGUCUUCUCUUGCCAAAAGACUCCAAAGAGUAAAUUUCAAAUUAGAAGCUAAACCUUUUAAAAGCACACCUUAUUUAUAUCAACUCGUACCAUGUUCUAAUUUGUUAGUUUUUUUUUUUUUUUUAAAGUAAUUACUUAAUGCAAACAGAGACCCCUGUAGACCUUUUUCAAGUCUCUACAUAUUUUCUAAAUUACAAAAAGGUCUUUCUGCUAGCUAAAACUGAAUCUAAUUAAGUGACGUGUGCAAUUUAUAUUUCUAUGAUUCUAAGAUAACUUUUCAAAUAGUUUCUAUUUAACAAAUGAGGAUAAUAAUGUGAACAGUAAGAAUCAUUUUCUAAUUUACCUGUAUGGCUGGGGGAGAAAUAGCAGGGAAUUACUGUCUGUAACAUGUAUCUACUUCUGCAAGGUAUCAGUCUAUAUAAUGUGUUACAUACACUAAGGGUUUAUAUACCUAUCCCACCUGGGGGCAGCGCUGUGCGAAGUGACCUCUAAUUCCCCUGACCAUUACUGCACUCGAUAGCAGAGGAAACUACAUUAUAAUGGCAUUGAAUAAUAUGACACUUGCUAAGUUAGAGAGUGACUCAAAGUUCACUUUAUAAAAAGCUAAACAUAUUCUUUGUAGUUUGUAAAUCUUAAGUAAAUAUUGAAACAACAAAUAAAUCCAAUAAUCCGCUAAGCAGUUCAAUAAUACUCAAUGGUGCACCAACUCUGCCAAGUGGCCCUGUUUAGGAUAGAAAGUCCCUAACUGUGGUCUGAAUCCUUGUUCUCUAGGAGUUCCAUAUUGUAAGUGUGUCUGAUUAGAUAACAUCAUUUUGUAGCAAUAACACUCACAGUAAUGUGCUUUUAAAGGGGCACAUUAAGUGUUGUAGUGUUUAUGGUGCCAACGGUCUACCAACACCAUCCCAUAAUAAGGAGUAAGUUUGACUCUUACCUAGGAUCUCCAGGAGCCUGCAGCUCUCACUGUCUGCUAUGAUAUCACUAAUACAGAGAUUCACGUUCUGCUUUACAAUGUUAGUUUUGUCCAACUAUAGACAUGAUGUAUAUUGCGUUUAUGGUUCUUAGAAUUGUCCUUUAAACUACAAUAAAUGUGUUUAACCAGUCUGAGUAAAUAAGACACUUUGUUCUUGUUCUAAGUCACAUAUUCAGUUCUUACAACGUGGUGCAAUGGGUCGAUAUUCCCUAACCAUACCUCCAGUCACACCCCUAUAAUUAAAGUGUCUCUGUCGUAGCUAUGUGAAAUCAUUGGGGGUACGGUGCAUCUUCUCAAAGGAAACCAAUGCAUGCUAUAUAGUAAAGAGGGGGCCCAGCACCCCCUAUCUUCAGCUUCCAGCAGCUCCUCUCUCCGACUCUGAAGAUUGCAUUUGCAGUUUCAACUCUUCACUAUGCAGACAGUCGGGGGCCUGUAGGGGUACAAAUAUAUCAUUAUAAUAGCUAUAUAUGUGCAAAAAUACCCCAAGGAGGUAGGUUUCUAGCACUUGUUAAAUGGUCAAGUGGGCAGCUUGAACAAUCCAAAACAGUCUCUCCUUACUGGUAGUAAAUAGUUAAUGUAUAGAAGGAGGGGAGCAGGUCCAGGUCAGUGCGGGUCAGUAUGUAAUGCGAAGAAAGAACAAAGUGCAGGAUAUAGUGUAGUAUGUAGAAUGAUGAUAACGUGUUAAAAAAACAGCAAAAGGAAUUGCACUUACAGUGUAUGGAGCUGAUAAUUAGCUCCAAUUUGAUGCGGUAGGUGGUAUAAUCCCUGCUGUAGGAUAUAUACUUGGUCUUAUGGAGGGUACUAUAGAGGUAUGUAAAGAGAACAGAGCGCCACCAACAUAGUGUAGUAUGUUGAAUAUACUGGGUGGUGUGAUAGAUACUGGAUGGAGUAUAUGUGCACACUGGGAAUGUGGGGCCCAGGCCCCCAGGCAACCGGGGCUCCAUAAAAGCAUAUCAGAUGUACCCCCUGAUGGCAGCCUUAUAUACAAUGAGCUGUAAUGAUACAAUAAGCUUUAAUAAUUUAAUGGAUUGUAAUGAUACAAUAAGCUGCAAUAAAACAAUAAGCGGUGAAAUAUGUAAUGAUACAAGAAGCUGUGCGAUACAAUAAGCUGUAGUAAUACAAUGAGCUGUAAUGAUACAAGAAGCUGUAAUUAUACAAGAAGCUGUGCAAUACAAUAAGCUGUAGUAAAAUAAUGCGCUGUGAAGGUACAAUAAGCUACCGGUAAUUAUACAAUAAGCUGUACUAAUGCAAUGAGCUGUAACAAUACAAAAAGUUGUAGUGCUUAUGGUGAUCAAACAGUCCCCUGGAAGUACUGCCACGAGGUCUGAAAUACAACCAUCCAUUUCCUAUAAAUCAUAAUCUGCUUUAAAAAAAUGGCAGAUGCAUUGACCCGAACCCUGCUAAAUGUCCUGAGUUUCCAGGAACAGUCACGAAUGUCACGUCCAGUGCUCGGGUUUUCACCCACAUUCUGGACUCAUGAUGUUUCUUUUCUUUGUGCUUGGUUCUAAAGGGUUAAUAAGCUGUAAUUUAUUUUCUCAAUAUGUUCAAUACGGGGUAUAUACCUUAUUCCUCUAAUUGGAAGCGGAUUUAUUCACCGAAUCCCUUCUCCUCCAGCACCCCACCAUUCAGCAGAUUGCAGCUUGUACCAGAAUUAUCCCAGCUAUAAAUCACAGCCUCUUUGGACUGUUACAAGCGUUUUAAGACUUGCUCACAGAUAAUCACCUAAAGUGUAAAUCAGUCUUGUAUUUCAGGAGAGAUGGGAAGGCUGUAAAAUUAGAUUUUAUGUCUGUUUGUUAUACAUCUCUUUCUACAAACUGUCUAGCAGGUCUUCCUCCUGUUUAAUCAGAGGCCUUUUAAUACAUAAGUAAUGAUGGAGGAUCAUUUAAAGGGAUACUCCAGGAGGAAUCAAUGCAAAGUUUUUAAUGCAUUCACUAAAAAGAAAAACCAAUAGAGAUAAAUUAUUUUCACAACAAAAACUUGUCACUUACUGCAUUUGAGAUAUCCAGGAAGUGGCUGGAGCCAGUCAAUCCUGGUGAUACCUUUUAUUUUCCAAUGCUGAAGCUAAACAUAUUCUGACCUAUUGCUCGAAGCAAAUUAAUAUUUAGAAGCCUAGCAUAUUCUUUAAACCUGGCUCAGCAGGCUAGUUACAUAAGUUUCUUCGUUCGAGAAAAUAAAAAUAUGGCUUUUAUACAGGAAAAUACGAAAAUACGGGAAACAAAUUUUGACCAUUUUGUCUGGUUUUGUCUUGUCUGGGUAUGCUUUAGUAAGUUUUGUCUGUGUAUUGUUGCCUCAGGAGUAUACAGAUCAGGAGCGUGGGGUUUAAAAUUGCUUUGUCGUUGUUUUCUUGUGAAAUGUUUUGACACGCUUUUCCUGAUGACGUACUAUUUAUGCAAAGUAAGGCAAAAAUGGUAUAUUGUGUUUUGUUUAUAUGGAAUAACCAAUAAAAAAAAAAAUAUUAAAUAAAAAAAAAAUAUGGCUUUUAUUAACUUUGCACUUAGCAUUAUUGACAGACAUGUACGGUGGGUCCUAUCUGAGGUAAUGGGGAGAGUACGUACCCUCCAUUAAAAUAUUGGCACAGGGAAAGGAGAACAUUGCAACCUGGCAUUUAAUUUAAUAUUUUAGAAAAUUGCAGAAACUUGUUUUUAUCAUGUCAGUUUUUUUUUAAUAAAGUGUUUGGUGGAAUGAGUUUUUGAGCAUAAAAAAGUCUACAAAAUAUACUUUUUUUUUUCUGGUCAGCAAAUGUCGACUUUUCAGCCUCUUCAUAUUCCCAGAGGCUCUCUAUCAUGCAUAUUGAUGAGUUAUACUUUGAGGAGCUGGAAGCUGAGCCGUGGACCUGCAAACAAUGGCAAACAUUAAAACAGCCCAUUCAUUGUAAUUUAUCAGUCUGUGCUUCUAUAAGGAAUCAUGGGUGAAAGAAGCAAAUUAGCAUUAAUUUGCAUUAAAUGCCAUGCCUGUGCCUUUUCAGAAGUUGCUUGUGAUGUAAUAGUAAAUGUUAAAUGUAUUCAAAUAAUUUAAACAAUUUGAAAAAAGAAGUCAUAUAUUCACAAACAGUCAAGGAAAUAAGGCAAAUAGUUAAUCUUUAAAAAAAAAAAAGUUUUAAUGUGACCACUUCUGUCUUGAUAAAUAGGAUCACAGGGACGUUGUAUCUAGAUUGUUUUGACACAUGAAUAUUUUAUAAUGAAAAGCACAGAAAGUUGGUGAAUCUUGUGAUUUCAGGUUCAGACGUUCCGUUUUUGCUAGCGGAACAUCAAAUAACUGCAAAUCAGGUUAAACAGUGCUUCGAGCUAACAUUUUACCGUCCUAUAUUUUGUGACCAGGGUGUGUUAAGUUCCGCAACAUUCCAUUGCAAGGACAUUCUUUUUCAGCAACACCACAACACAAAGUCAAGGUUAUUCAGGAAUUCCAAGCAAAUUUACAAACUGAGGCCAAAAUAUGUAAACUGAAAAUAAUUCAGAGCUCCCAAUUGUACUAAUUUUCUCAGGGUAGUCCCGAUUUCGGGGUCCUGCCUUGCUGUUCGGAUUAAAUUCCCUGGUUUCCCACAUUUAGGGACACCAGGAACCUGUCCUCACCAGCACAAUGUGAGUGCAUCUUCAUCAGCGCUCUCUGCGUGGUCCUAUAGGUUGGGUAUUUGCACGGCUAGCCAAACUAGAAACAUUCUCCUAAUAUUCUCUAGGCUUACAUUUGAAAUUUACUUUCAUCUCACCUUGACUUCUCACUUUAGUGUUUCUGGACGUUCAAUAAAGCAUCACAGCUGUGCAAUAAACUGCCUUUAUUGUUGCUCUGAGCCAUGCUUCGAAACUUCCAACUUCCAAUUUGUAUUCUCAUCUGAAAUCUUCUUGUGUGCUCUCAUCUAUCAGUGUAUAUUAUUGUACAAUGCCUUUUAUAUAUAUAUAUAAUGUUGUAUUGUAAUUGUUUCCUGUUUGUCUGUCUGUUUAUGAAAGUUUUUUUUUUUUCAUUUUUAAAUUUUUUUUAGAUGUCAACACCGCUGGAACAAAUCGCACAGAAGACUGGGGGCAAUUUCUUAAUAUAUGUGAUUCCGUUAGUACUACAGGGGAGGGGUAAGAAUUGAAUUCAUCGUUUUCUAUUGUGUCAUUGUGAACCCCUUUAUUAGUUCAUUAGGCCAUAGGGGCAACAUUGUUUUAGGCAGUCAGUUAAUUUAAAGAUAGGAUUUUUCAUAUAAUUAUAGUUAUUGAUACAUCUGGAUAAUUACAGUACAAAGUAUGUUUAUGUUAUUUAAUCUUAGUUUUAACUGAGUCCACCAGGAUGAGGUAGGCCAGCCCUGGGUCACUUUAAAAUAUAAAUUAUAUUAGGUUUAUAAGCAGUAAAUGGGAAUAACUGAAAAAACAAACCGCAAAAUGGUUUUAUUGGUAAAGUAUCAUUUGAUUUAUAUAUAUUUAUUUAUUUGUUUAUUUUGGGGGGGGGGUUUUCGUAAAAGCUACUUUGGUUUAAAUUUCAAUUCAACACACGUUAUUGUUUAAUAAAAAAAAAAAAAUGUAUUUAUAGGCUAAUUGAACAUACAGGAUUUUCCAUAAACCAUGACCGGUAUUUUGAAUGAGUUGCCCUCCACCCUCCCUCCAUUGCCCCUGUUUGCAAUUCCCAUGCAAUUUUAUGCAUUAGGUAGAAAUAUGACACUCAAUUACAUAAUAUAAGUAAACAUGCUUAUAAACUGAUGCAUGUUAAUCUUUGCUUUGCCUCACGUCUAUGUUGUACUGUAUGUCGGCUGAAUAUUAUCAGGAUAUUGUUCAGUAUAGUAUCCAGUGGGUCAUAGUGCUGGGUUAACCGAAUCAGGAUGCAUUGUGAAUAUUUAUCUUUUUGAAUGUUUCACAGAAGUGACUGUAACUGUACUGAUAUCUGUCCAUGUUUUGUGUCCAAUAGACCCAAAGAGGCCAUCAAAGCAUUCAAGAAACGUUUGUAUAGAAACUACAACCAGAAAGAAGUGCGUCUCGCUCUUUCUGUGAGUUGGGGAAAAAUUCACUAUCAUUAUAUAAAAUAAACAGACAUAAAAUGUAACAGCCAGCCUGCAAUAAAAGAAUUAAAAAAACUACACAGUAACUCUGUUGAGACAAUCACUCCAGAAAAAUGACUCAAUGUAUUGCACUCACAAACCACAAAGCAAUAGAGGUGUUGAAGCAAAGUUCAGAUUAUCUGGAUGGAAUAUACUCCCAAUGGAUAGUCAGCAUUGAUCGUGUCCAUGUUUUGUGUCCAAUAGACCCAAAGAGGCCAUCAAAGCAUUCAAGAAACGUUUGUAUAGAAACUACAACCAGAAAGAAGUGCGUCUCGCUCUUUCUGUGAGUUGGGGAAAAAUUCACUAUCAUUAUAUAAAAUAAACAGACAUAAAAUGUAACAGCCAGCCUGCAAUAAAAGAAUUAAAAAAACUACACAGUAACUCUGUUGAGACAAUCACUCCAGAAAAAUGACUCAAUGUAUUGCACUCACAAACCACAAAGCAAUAGAGGUGUUGAAGCAAAGUUCAGAUUAUCUGGAUGGAAUAUACUCCCAAUGGAUAGUCAGCAUUGAUCGUGAUACUUCCCAAACAUUUUAAGUAAAAUGUGAGAAAAGAAAGUGAACUUUCUAUACCAGAUAAAAAAAAAAAAUCGAAUGUUAUUGCACUUAACUCAAUUAAAAAUAUUCUCAGCAUAUCACGAUAAACAUCACCAAGUCUGAUUAUUUUUCAAACCACCACGUUGCGCCCUAUGCGUUUCGUCCCCAGUGGACUUCAUCAGAACUCUCAGUGAGUUGAUAAUCGCAAAAAAAUACGUAAGUAAAACAAUAAAAGCAGAGUUUAUGUAACUGGAGAUUUAGAGCACAACAAUCCAGGUUAGACACCAUCUUUAAGUCCCGUUCCCUCGCCCUCCCUUCAGGUUUAUUAGAGAGUACAUAAGGGAAAAUGCUUAGUUCUUUAGUUCCCCAAAUGCAAUGGGUAAAUCAAUGCAUACGUAGAGCAAAGUGUAAAAGUAUUUGCAUUCCCCUUUCUAAAAUAUUGUGGCUAGAUGCCUUCAGUGCAAUAUAACAAUAAAACAUUAACACAGUAAUCAGGUGAUAAUUCCAAAAACAAAAUAAAGCAUUUUAACGCUGGAAUCGAACUGACAAACCUUUGUUUUACCUUGAUACAUCUUCCCGGUAGUGUGUAUAUUAUAUGUAACUAUAUAUAGUAGACUUGUGCACUUUCAAACUGAUUCAUGGGAAUUUUCAAAAUUUUUUGGGAUCGGAAGAAUUUUGGAAACAAUUUUGGAAACAAUUUUGGUUCAGUUCGAAAAUUCAGUCUGAUUCAAAAAAAAAUUAUUGGGGGAGUCCUAAGAUGCAAUAGAUACGGAGACUAUAAUGUCCAUUUUACACAAAGACAACUCUCAAACUGUUAAUUAGUGAUUCAAAGUUGUUGAUAAAUGUCAGUGGCUGAAAAUUUGAAUGAACUGAAAAGGCUUGGCUAUCGUCCUAUUUGGUUGAUUUAGAAUUCGAGUAAAGUUAAAUUCAGAAUCAGGAAUUUCAGUUAAAGGGACACUAUAGUCACCAGAACAACUACAGCUUAUUGAAUUUGUUCUGGUGAGUAGAAUCAUUACCGUCAGGCUUUUUGCUGUAAACACUGUCUUUUCAGAGAAAAUGCAGUGUUUACAUUGCAGCCUAGUGAUAACUUCACUGGCCACUCCUUAGAUGGCUGUUAGAGAUCCUUCCUGGGUCAGUGCUGCCUAAAAUGCAUCCAAACAUUCAGUGUCUCCUCCCUCUGCAUGCAGACACUGAACUUUCCUCAUAGAGAUUAAUUGAUUCAAUGUAUCUCUAUGAGGAGAUGCUAAUUGGCCAGGGCUGUGUUUGAAUCAUGCUGGCUCUGCCCCUGAUCUGCCUCCUUGUCACUCUCAGCCAAUCCUAUGGAGAAGCACUGUUAUUGGAUCAGGCUACCACUUCUGAUGAUGUCAGCAGACUGCUUGUUUUUUUUUAGGCAAACAGCGUGCAGAGUUAAAGCUUCAGGCUUGACUACAGUAAGAUUUUGCUAUAUUUAUGGAGGCAUGAGGGGCCCAGGGGGGCUAGAUGGUGGUUUUAACACUAUAGGGUCAGGAAUACAUGUUUGUGUUCCUGACCCUAUAGUGAUCCUUUAAACACCCCAUAGGCCCAAAUUUGGCCAAAUUUCAAUUCCAACAGAACCAAAUCUCCAAGUUUAAUACGCAGUAAUUAAUAUUGUAUCUUUAACUUUGAAGCUUCUAGAGAUGUGUAUGAAGAAUUGUGGUCCUGCCUUCCAGUCGCUGGUAGUGAAGAAGGAUUUCUGUAAGGAUGUUUUGGUAAAACUGCUAAACCCAAAAUAUAACCUUCCAGUCAACUUUCAAAACAAGAUCCUUCAAUUCAUUAAGGUAAGUGCAUUAUCUGCUACAGGAGUAAAAUGACUAAACACAGCACAACUGGGCUCUCAGAGGCGCACACAGAGAUAACCAAAACAUUAUCAGUGUUUUCAAAGUCAACGUCACAUUUAAAGUCAAAGUAGCUGAAACGAGGCAUAGCUGGCUUAAAGAACGUUUCCGGUUUGUCUAUAUCAAUCUUAAAUUUAAAAUUCACUUUGAAUUCUCACUAUAGUGGAUGCCCCUGUCUUUUUAUAAUCAGAUCGAUAACUGACCAUUGGUUAUGGCCUAUACUAUGAUAUAUGAAAGCUGCUAUCUGGGCAGCUGUGACUUGGCCCCAAAAGGGUCGGGCAUCUCUCCAAACUGCAUACCCCUGUUCCUGAGCUCUAAAUGCAGGGCAUCAGAGAGACUGGUUCUACUAAUAUUGAUCCAUACUGUCCCCUGACAAUCUGCUCUGUUAGUGACAGCGGACAUUGGGGUAAUAUUAUUUAGCUGUUCCCAAUCUCUUCCCACAGACGUGCGCAUGGGAUGUUCCAGAAAUAUCCUGGCACACCCUAGUGCAGGGUGCCCAAAAGCUAGAUCCCCAGGUGUUUUAAAACUACAGUUUCCAUAAUGCUUUGCCAUUCUAAAGGCAUUCCAAAAGUAUGCAAAGCAUCAUGGGAGUUGUAGUUCUACAAUAUCUGGGGAUCUGCCUAUUGGGCAUCCCUGCCCUAAUGAGUGCAAUUUCUUUUUAUUUUUAAUUAAAUAUGUAAAUUAGCAUUUUUGCAAGUAAUGUUUCAAUGGAAAUGUUGCACUCUCUAAUGUACUGUGCACUGCAUGUCUACCAAUGCUCUACAGUGAGAGAAUGCCACUAUCUUAUGGGUGGAUGUCAUCACUGGCACUGGAUUCCUCUAGGUUAAUAAACCAAAAAAUGGCUUUAAAAUGCCAAAAAUGCAGCGUGCCAUUUUGUUUGUCCUCAAGCACUGACCGCACAAUAAGACUGUUUGUAGACUUGCACAAAAAUAAUUUUGAAGCGAUUUGUCCAAAUAAAAUGUCAAUUAAUUCAAAUUGACCUCACCUGUAGAUUCCACAGGUAAAAAUACAGGUAUAACGAUUUGAAAACAAUUUGUUUGACAAUUAUCUGUAAUUUUAUCCAAACUUAUCACGUCGUCAAAUAUUUGCAGAUGGUCAUCAGUUUCAUCUGUUGGCUUACAUUAGACACUGAGUUCUUGUCAGUUUAUGAAAUGACUACACAGGUAUAAAAGGAUGACAAAAUAUAUAUGUUUGUAUAUUGCUUUUUUAUAAUUAUUUACCAAUGUAAUUAUUAUUUAUGUGGAUUUACUAAGUCAACCUUACUUAAAAUGUUUUGCAUAUUGUCUUUGUUUCUUUUUAAAAGUCAUGGUCAUCUGGUUCUCUACCAAACGUGGAUACAACUGAGGUCAAAGAAUUGUAUCUCGAUUUGGUUAAAAAAGGAAUCCAGUUUCCCCCUUUGCCGAUCGAUGCAGAGAUUUCGCUGGAGACAGUGGAGGUAAAUGGGAUCACUGCUGAGUAUGAAAAAUCUAAAGAAUCAAAUAUAAUGUAGUUGGAAAAAAAUGACAUGCAAUUGGCUUGUCAGUCAGUGAACGGGCAAACCCUGACACGUUCCAAAUUAUUAACCUGAUAAUGGCUGCGGGGUUUAUCUACUGAACAAAUCUUAUUAAAUAUACAAGGCUGUAGCAAAUGUUGGGACAAAUUAGCGAAAUUGUAAAGAUUCUAAUAAUCUGCUAUUUUAUCAAUAAGGCUAAAAUUACCUAAAUUUAGCACCUACAAUUGGUUUGUUUGUUUGUUUUUUUUGCCUUCUUUUGGAUCAAACAGAUGUUUGAAAUGCUCAACCGGUGGUUUUAAGUCUUUUCUUCAGUCUCCAUUACGUUGUAAUUAUGUCAUGAUGGAAAUUCUAAUUACUUAGAGAAAGGGGCACUAAGGACCAUGAGUACUUUGGGCUAGAGGUACUUAGAGGAGGAUUCCUUACUGUGAUUUGAGUGUUCAUGUGUAGAGGCUGUGAUAGGUUUAUUAAGUUUUAAUGUUGCUUUUAAGAGAGACCAGUUUUAUAAGAUAUCUGCCCUUGGAACACAUCUCAAUGAAAUAUCAAAAAUGAUAUAGCUCAGAAGAAAACCCCCCAGAAAAUAAAAGACUUUCUCCAUAAACUCCCUUUCACGUACACACAAACAUUUUAGAUCUCGACGAUUUACAAUUACCCGAUCACCAGGGGUCCAUAAUCUACAGAUUGAGACACGGUAAUACGCCAUUUUCCUUAACAUAGCUACUAAAUGAAAUGUUUCGGGUUGUCAUGCCCUUGGCGCUGUGGAUGCCUCCAACCUUGAGAUGCUACACAAAAAAACACAACGUGUCCGUAAAAUACACAACUUCUCCCGUAAACAUUGAGGGCUGUGAUACUGAUGUGGGAAAUGUUUUCAGCUGUUAAACUAUGUAACCGUGUUAAACUUUAUAUUAUAUUACAGUCUUCGUACUUCCAGAGGUUAUCAGAAUGUUUCUUUAAUUAUGGCUCAUUGAAGCAGUUAAUUAUGACUGCGUUCUCGGAUGUAAUUAGAUCCUGUUUAUCUUGUCUGACCAGCCGCAGAGUUUAGUGCAUGUAAUAUAUCUGCUGGUAAAAGCAUUAAGAUAGAUUUCUUUUUUUCUUUUUUCCUUCUUCUUUAAUAAGUGCAGUGCGGUGUCUUUUGUCUCAUCUGCAGUAAAGAUUCUCUGAUAAAUAAUCAGCCAAAAGUAAAGUCGCUUGAAUGUAGAAGAGAUGAUACAUAACUUGAACUUCUGCGAAUGGACAAUGGAGAAAUUAAAAUGGUUAGAAAGUGACCCCCUGGAUGUGUGGUGGUCAUGGCAGCACAUAUAUCAGUAUAGCAAUAAUACAUCAAGCUAGGGAAAUAACAUAAGGGAUGUUCGACUCUCCCCUUACUUUUCGGCCCAGUGGAGAAAGGGAACAUCUGGCUUCUCACUCAACUAAAACUUGAGUAACAGUCUCUUCAAGUCUUUUGAGUCUCUUCUGGCUUUCUUUGUGCCGUGAAACCAGAAGAUUGUAAAUGGUUACUACUGCGGAACACAUAGUAACCAAAGACCCUCUGCUAGAAAUGCUUUAGGUGUUCCAAAGUGCCCACAGUGCCAGUUUUCUAGUGCAGGCAUUGGUGAAGAUGGCUUGGGUGUGGAGAGAAGCAGCGAAGGUCAGGACAUUCGACCUCCUCAUCCGGGAGAAGAGCCAGGACAUCAAGGCCUCCUUCACAGCUUUCUCCGAGCCCCAUGAGAUUAACAUGGCCCUCAGCCUCUGCCCAAUGGCGUCACACUGAUAUUAAUUAAUUAAUACAACCACUUGUUACUGUUAUUGCUCAAAAUCUGCAUUUUUGCACUACACAUAGUGGCACUGUGCAUCAUUCUGACAUUUGUGAUGAGGAUAUUGUCACUGUGAGGUCUUAUGAUAGCCAGACUAGUACAACUACUGUGUCAUUACUGCGCCAACAGUCAACAGCCGAUGCUCAAACACCACUUCUCGGACAACAACCAAUGAUACUUUUUUACAUUUACAACAUUAUUAUUUAAGAUCAAACCACAAAGUAGUACUUAUCCUCCCAUGGUCUCCUGUUAUCCAAGAGUGCAUUAUACUAGUUGGUUUUCUGGUUUUUGACUUUGGCUCGGAUAUUGAUCUCACUAUUCUCUGAGACCUUGGCUUGCUUAUUUUUUACAUGGUCCUUCUGUACUCAUUUGUUUCCUGUUUACUCUCUGCCUAUCUGCAAUCUGCUUCUUGGCACUGUGUUAAGUGACUGGUAAUAUGCUACUGUCCUGUCUUCUCUUAUUGUUGGGAACAUUUAACCUAAAUUUGUUUGUCAGGGUCAUUGGUAGUCUUCAAAGUCAGAGCCUCAAGACCCAGAGGACAUUGCUCUGACAGAAGCAAUCAGAGCAGCAUUAAAGGAUUCUUGGGCAUUCUAAGAUAGAUGUGGGCUGUUUUCUCGGUCACACUGAUCAGAAUGGAUUCUGGAAGUAGGGCAUAAAGGCCCUCAAGCGGCAGAGGUGAAUUUGUGGAAGCUUACUGCGGGCCUAAUUUACUUAAAUAGGCUUAAAUUUUGCAAAUCCACCUGAGUUGGACUGGAGACAACAAGAAACAGGCCAGGAAGGUGGACUGGAACCUGAAGUUCUAGGCAGGAUAGUGGACAUCCUAGUUAUGACAGCUGGACAGCAGUUCCUUUGUCUAUCCCCAGAGAAGGUAGCUCUGGCUCGGAUUCAGAAAAUGCCUGGGUUCUGGCUCUCAAGACUACUGCCCCAAGGCUGAGAUCAGUGAUCAAGUCGUGGUAUGAGGCAUUAUUUGUUACACUUAUUGGGUCAUUUUAAUACAUACAUAACCCAUAAAAAUAUUUCCACCUCAAUCUAAAGAAUGAAUCUAUCUCUGAGUUUGGAUGACUGAUGAAUCGUCUUCUCUUGAUGUUUUACAUCAAUCUUCUCCUGACGACCCUUCAAAUUUCCAAACACAAUAUUUAUACAUGAUUGCAACUUUCUCUGUAAAUGUAAAUGAGUUUAGUUUUUUUUUUUUUUUUUUUAAGUAAAUGUUGUUUGGAAUAGAGUUUUCUCGUUAUCUCAGAAAUUACUAAUGUAUUCCAAUGAAUGUCAUCCUUAUUCGGACUCGGUAAUUCAAAUCAAUGUUAGAGAGAACAAAAAACAAAUGCAUAAAUCUCGGCCCAUUUUCUUGUUCUUAAUGGCAACAAAGAAAAAUCCCUUCCUUCUUUAUAUUGUUGCAAAGCUUCACGCAUUAAGAGGCUUAGUGAAAUUAGCUUCCUUUGUAGUAGCUAUUCUUGCCGUCAGAAGUGAGUGUUUUUAAGUAGAGAAGUGUUUUUGUAAAGUCUACCGUAAACGCACGCUAUUUAUUGAAGAUAAGGUUUUGACGUAUUGUGUCUCAGCAUCCAACCAUUAAUGGCAAUUUAACCAAGAUCAAAAUGAGAUGUUCUUAAAACUACAACGGAAAAUGUUACAAAUAACAAGAUUUAUCAGUGUGUUCACGACUCAUUUUCGUAUUUGUGACAUUAUAGUUAGUACUUUGGGGACAUGUUUACCACUUUUUGUGUAAUCUGGUUAAACUUUUUGGAUUAAAGGAACACUCCAAAAUCCAUAACUAUUACAGCAUGCUGUAGUGGUUAUGGUGCCAGUAGUGCUCUGGUGCCCAGAAUAUAAAUAGUCAAGCAGUUUGCAGGACUUCUUACCUGGUGUCCAUCGGGCACCUCUCCCUGCUUCCCCGCACACCGUGUGGUGGUUUUAGUACUUCUGGUUUUGGUACUUUUUGUUUUUGGUUCCUUUACAUUCCCCACCAUUCAGGCACUAAUCUAAUUUUAAGCUUUAAUCUGCUGUAUAAUUGUUAAAUAUAUGAAUGUGAUAAGUAUAUGAACACUGAACAAAAAUGGGAUGGAUGGAUUGAUGGGUGGAUGGGUAGGUGGAUGCAAGAACAGAUGAAUGAAGGAAGGAAGGAUGGAUGAAUAAAGGAAAAAUGGAUGGCUGAAGGAAGGAUGGAUCGCUGAAGGAAGGAUGGAUGAUGGAUGGAUGAAUGGAUGAACAAAGGAUGGAUGAUGGAUGGAUGGUUAAAGGAUGGAUGAAGGAAGGAUGGAUGGAUGGAUGGAUGGAUGAAGGAAGGAUGGAUGGAUGGAUGGAUGGAUGAAGGAAGGAUGAAUGGAUGAAGGAAGGAUGGCUGAUUAAUGAAAGAAGAAAGGAUGGAAGAAUAAAUGAAUGCAGGAAUGAUGGAUGAAGGAAGGAAGGAUGGAUGGAUGGAUAGAUGAAUGAAGGACGGAUGGAUGGAGGAAUGGAUGAAGGAAGGAUGGCUGGAUGGAUGGAUGAAUAAAGCCCGAUUUUGUUUUUAUUUUUUUAUUUUUUUUAACAGAGCUUCACAAGUAUAUGUUUAAUAUUGGACAAGCCAAAGCAAUAGAUCACUCAGCACUCUGACAAACACAGGAUUAAUAAAACAAAAAUGAGUUUUGAGAAUAUUUUUUUCUCUAAAAAUAAAAGUAUUUUUAAAGAAAUAUUGGUGCCCCCACCACCAUACCCCCAGGCGGACAGUCAGUCCUUGCCCAGUUAUCCUAAAUGUAUUAUGCCAGGGGUACACGAGCUAGGGAAAAGAGGUAAUUUAAUAAAAUUCAGCGUCCCCUGUAAGACGAUCCAUCAACGCGUGUCUUACAGGAGGCAGACGGAGAACUCAUUAACGUUACUGGCCCUCAGCACCAAAGCAAUAAAGUCCCCAUUGUUGGCACAUUUACUGUCCCCAUAACAUGGUGCUGGGCUAAGCAAUAAGUCCAGGAUUAAAUCCUUCACAUCUCCAGACCCAUAUUUAUAGGAUCAGCUUCAAGAGAAAAUUAGAUCAAGAUGGAAUUUAUAGGCAUUUAUGUUUUAUGCAAAUAGAAAAGGUGCUUUUUUUUCCCCCGCAACCUAUUUAUCACUGAUUGCCUUCUUUUUUUUCCCCAAAAUAUAUAUUUUUCCUAAUAGUAUUAACCCUUGAGUAUUCCUAUAGGUAGCUGACGAUUUAUAGUGCAAUAACAUUGUGUCUAAUGAUGUUUCAAGCCUUGUUGAGAACCAUUUAAAUCUUGCAGUUUGGAACUCCCAAUGUCGAAAUCACUCAGUACUCAGUAAAAAAAAAAAAAGGGCUGUUUCUUACUAAAGGUUAAAAGAAAUUUUAGAUAUUCUAUACGGUUUUAUUUUAUUCACAAAUUUGUAAAAAUGUGUUCAUUUGUGUAUAAUUUUCUAGAAACUAUUAUAAAAAGUUAUAAAAAGCAAAUCUUAGUUUUUGUAGGAAUAUUUAAUUAUUGAUAAUUAACUAGUAAAAUCAAAAUAGCCAAUAGAAAAGGUGUUUUUCAACUCACAGGCAAAGCAGUAGAAAUGUAAUAAAAGAGACAAACAGUCGGAGGUCGGUUUAGUUAUAUGAUACCUGAGCCUGUCAUUGUUGUCACCAAGUGACAUUUGCAUCCAGGUAUCUCUUUUGGUCCCAAAGUUCUAGUAAUAUUCACAGUAAUGAACAGCAUAUAUAAAUAUAUCACAGAGCUCCACUGCAAUAAAACUCACAGCAAUGUGCAGUGUGUCUGAGUGUAUCACAGAGCUCCACUGCAAUAAAACUCACAGCAAUGUGCAGUGUGUAUGUGUAUCACAGAGCUCCACUGCAAUAAAACUCACAGCAAUGUGCAGUGUGUAUGAGUGUAUUACAGAGCUCCACUGCAAUAAAACUCACAGCAAUGUGCAGUGUGUAUGAGUGUAUCACAGAGCUCCACUGCAAUAAAACUCACAGCAAUGUGCAGUGUGUAUGAGUGUAUCACAGAGCUCCACUGCAAUAAAACUCACAGCAAUGUGCAGUGUGUAUGAGUGUAUCACAGAGCUCCACUGCAACAAAACCCACAGCAAAGUGCGCCGUGUAUGGAUGUAUCACAGAGCUCCAGAGGACACUGAGCUUCCUUCGUACAUCAUGUAAUGCCAGCUUUAUUUUUUACCCCUUACUUAUUCUCUGUAAUUGAAACGGCAGGACAUCCUCUGCCUUUAAUCACCAGUGCUAAUGUUUCUUGGCUGCAAUGAUUACUUUAGGUGUGAGUUACCUUUAUUACUUCACAAACAGAACCUGGAACGAGGCCCAGCACUGAAGCUGAUAGUAAAUCUCCAGCAAACAGCAUUAUUUUUUUUAGCGAUAAAACGAUAAUGCAAAUAGAAGUAGCAUUUGGCAGGAGCCAUUGUUUGCAGGACCGGUGACUGUUUUUAGACCAAGCGUGAAGAUUACGAAUGGUAGGAUGACAUCAGUGGGAGAGGUACCAGCUGUCUGGCCAAUUUCCUCAAGCUGGACCUUAAAUACCCUCAAACUGGGUCUCAGCUAUCUGCCCCAACUACCAUCAACUGGGAAUGAAAGUAAAAAAUAAGAAGGAGAUAUAAAGGCAACAAUAGUGCUCUCAAAAAAAUACAUGGGAGUAAAAAGGUAAUAAAAAUAUACUCACAAAGAUAGACCAGGCUCACUGCUCUAUGGUAACAGCUUUGGUGGCAUGAUCCCCACCUCAGAUACUUUGGAGUAGAGGAUAAAAUAUAUGAAUGCCAGAUAGUAUGUUAAAAAUAAAAUAAAAUGUAAAAGCUGAGCCCACAGGCUAAAACACUCAGAGAGAUAGACUAGCUCCAUUACCCCAGCCAUACCCAAGAACCUCAUGAUAACGCAUGUCACACGAACGUAAUGCUCAUGUUAUUGAUAUGACGGAGACCUGCGUGACCCACCUGCCAUACCUUACUGUUAUAUGUAACCAAAAAAAUUCUUUAUUAAAUAUAAAUCCAAACAAUAAACAUCCAUAACGCGUUUCGCCUCAAUGGCUUCUUCAAAUGGAGUAAAAACAAUAAAUAUUAACCUGAAUGUAAUUUGGGUGCUUUUUACAAUGUGAGAGAACAUUCGGUUGAAUAUUCCUUCCGGUGAUAAGCCGGACAGCACAGGGGUGAAAUUUUAUAACUUAAUUGCUGUGUCCUCCUAGUACCAGGGACUGGAGCCUCUGACUUGCUACCAGGACUUCAUCACGUACGACUCAGUGAUGCCCAUCCUGCUCUUUGUAAGAGAUUCAAGCUUUCUGUAACGGUUCGAUGUUCUGUUCCCUCUAAGCAAUCUCAGCGGCUUUCUUGCAAUCUAACUGUCAAUGUCUUUUUCAGGAAACGAGACCAAGCAGUAAGUCAUGUUCCCCUGCUUCUCCAGAGUCUUCUUCUACCGUAGCGCAUCUCUCUCCCGAGCAGGUAUUUUAUGGCAGUAUCUGAAUUAAUAUAGUGCACUGUAAUGAGUUCAUUUGUUAAUGAAUAGGAUUAACGUAAGAAGACUAUUAGUUCAUGUAGAUAAAAAACUGUUAUCACUACAGUGAUGCUAAUCACAAUUCAUUUCCUACCCAUUCUGUUAAAGUUUUUAGAGUAGACGGGAUAUUCAUGGAAUUGUACAACGUUGCUAUUCCAAAUAAUUUUAGACCAGAAGAGGCGUUUUUCCCAUUUGAUUAUUUUCGCCUAUAUUUUGAAAGUCUGUUUAACUGCUGAGUGAAUACAUUUGCAACUAGGAUUUUCUUAAAAGCUUUUAUGUGUAUUUACAUAAAACAAUUAGCUGACUAUUCGUUUAAAAAAUAUUUUUGUUUAUUUACAGUUAAAUGUAACUGAUGUGGCAUGCAAAACCAGUGGUUUGGGUUUUUACUUAAAGUGACACUGUAGUCACAAAAACAACUAAAGGCUGGUGUGUAGAGCAUGCCCCUGCAGUCUCACUGCUUAAUUCUUUGCAAUUUCUGAGUCAAAUCACUUUGUUUGUGCAGUCCUACACACAUCCCUGCGUGUGGCUUGCACAGACUUCCUAAACACUUCCUGUAAAGAAUCCUCUAAUGUUUACACUUCCUUUAUUGCAAAUUCUACUUAAUCUAGAAUUUCUUAUCUCCUUCUCUGUUAAUAGCUCCCUAGACCCUGCAGGGGCCUCUUGUAUUUGAUUAAAGUUCAAUUUACAGAGCAGGAGAUAAAAACUAUUAAAGUACGUUAACACCUGAUUGAAAAUGAAACCAUUUGUUUCCAUGCAGGCUGUGUCAGUCACAGCCAGAGGAGGCAUGGCAAGGACUGCAUAAACAGAAACACAUGUGAUUUAACUCCUUAAGUAGAGUAUUGAGCAGUGAGACUGCAGAAAAAAAAUCUCUAUACACCAAAAUCACUUCAUUAAGCUAAAGUUGGUUUGGUAACUAUAGUGUCAGAUUUAGUUACCAUUUUUUAAUUGUCUAUCCUCUAUUUGAUCAUAGUUGCCCUUGUUUGGUGGGAAGUGUCAGAUAGCUUCACUGUUGCCUCCCUAUAUGCAAUCAGACACAUACAGUACAGCGCAGAGUUUCUUCUCAAAGACAUCAUCCAUGGCCAUGUUUCAAUUAUCCAAUGACCCUUUAAUGAGGGAAAAGGCAGCCAGGAGAUUGCAUUAACCUAUGUAACAUGUUUUGGUGACUUUCCCUUUGGUGUCUGUACCAUUUGAAAGUAACAUGUCUUUUUAAUUUAUCUAUUUUUUUUUUGUGGUUGUUUUGUGCAGAUUGGGAAAUUAUAUAGUGAGCUCGACGUGGUGAGAAUGAACAUAAAGGUGAUGUCAGAGAUCCUGCUUGAAAUCAGACCAGGGAAGGAGGUCAAAGAGGACAUGGACCUGUUGGAGGUAUGAUGAGAGUGAUAAGGAGACUGGUCAAUAAGCUAGAUAGGUUCCAGGGACUGGAGGAGAACUGCAUAUGGUCAAUAUCACAUGCCUCUCAGGCAGGGUCGGACUGGGAAAACAAUUUGUCUCGGGCAUUCUUUGAUCACAGCAGCCCAUAAGAGGGGUUGGAGCGAGAGAGUCGGGGUGUUUUGUGUCAUCACCAAUGACAAGAACAGACACCCUGAAAGUGAGCAUGUUUGUUCAGUGCUCUUCCAGGGCAGCCCAUGCGCAGAGCAUUAGAAAAAGGCCCUGUAUUUGUUCUGUGCAGCACAAGCUACAUUUGCUUGAGACUUGUCUCUAAGGUACUAGAGGCCAUAAGGACUAGGAAAGAGUACUGAGCAUGUGUUUGGAGACUACUUGUGGGAUUGCGUGUAUUUUGGGUGAGCUGUUUGGUGUUUUGUGUAGAUAGGUUCAGUUGUGUUGUGGUGCAAUAUGUGUGUCUAGGGGCUGUACUGCGAGAGUAUGCAUAUAUGGGACAUUUUGUGUGUAUAUAGGAUGUAGCAAGUGUGUGUAGGGGCUGUAAUCUGUGUAGGGGUUGUAGAGUGUAUGUGUGUGUAGGUGGUGCAGUGUGGGUCUAUAGGGGACCUAGUGUGUAGGGAUUCAGAGUGUAUAGGGGACGUACUGCCUAUAAGGAAUCUGGUGUUUGUGUGUGUGUGUAGGGUUACAGUGUGUGUGUGUGUGUGUGUGUGUGUGUGUAGGGUUACAGUGUGUGUGUGUGAAGGGUCCAAUAAGUGAAUGUGUCCGGUGGAAAAGUGUGUGUGUGUGUACGUGUUUGUGUGUGUGUGUGUGUGUGUGUGUGUGAGCAUGCAGUAAAUUACCUUCUUCUAAUCUUUGGCCAUGGAGUGGUGACAUUAAAAACCAUGGUGGUCCUGUGGUAUUGAGCAACUCUAGCCUGCAGUUUUUCUGGGUUCAGGCUGAGAACACUCCUCUCUUUGGCACUGUACUGUGUUGGAGCAUUGCCAUGGUAAUCCGCGACAAGUCUCCGAACUGCCAAGCUGUCCAGGGUGCAGGCAACCCCCUUCUGGGUUCCCCUUUCCUUUCCUGUGGUAAAGUGCAGUGGGCUCAUGAAGGUACAGAAGAGGUCUGGCACUAAGAUAUCGCCGGCCUUGCAUGGGUCGACGGGGGAGAUCCUGGCCAUUGGUUUGCCUAAUGACAACUCCGGGCCUGGUCCCAAGUGUCCCUACUUAGCAGGGAUAGUCCUUAUUUUGGGCCCUAACCCCUCUGUUCCUCUUUUUUUGUUGGAGUUUGUAACAGAGUUCCACAGUAAUAAUACUCCCAUAAAUGGGUCUUUAAACUACAAUAAAUGUUUAGAAAUCAGUCUGUGGAAAUUAAAUAUAUUGUUCUUUUUCUAAAUAAAAUUUUAUUUACAUACAUGAUAAAAGCACCUCCCCUGGCCACAUCCCCCAAUCUUUGUCCAUUUGGAAUUUUGGGAGCUGUGAUACCGAGAUAAAAAUCAAUAGAUAGGUGCACAAUAUGGAGUAUCAAGUGAAGCUUUAAACACCUUGAGUGGUAUCCCCUAAACCACCUCUACAAGAUACAUAGAAAAACAUACAUACAUAAGGUGGAGCUUCUUGUAUAAACGUUCAGAAAAUAUCUGCAAUAAUAUGAAUACAGAACACAAAUAGUGCAAUAUUGCUAUACCAAAAGUAAUCUAUAGAAAGGCGUAUAUGGUGUCACUCACAAGUCAAGAGUCACAAACCACAUAUGACUCAGAUGGUAAGCGCUUGUGGACAAUUUCAGGAUGCCCAAUCCUUUCUUUUGCCCCCGAUUCUGCUGGAAGCCCGGUUCCUUCGACUUCUUGAAAUAGUGCUAGUCAUCCAGUGCUCCCAAUAUUAGAUGUGUAUAUAUAGCCAAGAAAGGAGAAGAGACAUAACUAACCAACUGAGGAAGCCCAUUUAAGGGCGAAACGCGUUUUGGACAUUUAUUUGGACAUUUGUACCUGGUAUUUAUAUUCAUUUUAUAUCAAUUUUAUUAUUUUUUUUAGUAUAUAUGUAUUAGGGAUCACCAAUAAAGGUAUACUAUUUAUGAGACCUUGGUUGUGGUACCCUAUAUAUACACAUCUAAUAUUGGGAGCACUGGAUGAGUAGCACUAUUUCAAGAAGUCGAAGGAACCGGGCUUCCAGCAGAAUCGGGGGCAAAAGAAAGGAUUGGGCUUCCUGAAAUUGUCCACAAGUGCUUACCAUCUGAGUCAUAUGUGGUUUGUGACUCUUGGCUUGUGAGUGACACCAUAUACGCCUUUCUAUAGAUUACUUUUGUUAUAGCAAUAUUGCACUAUUUGUGUUCUGUAUUCAUAUUAUUGCAGAUAUUUUCUGAACGUUUAUACAAGAAGCUCCACCUUAUGUAUGUAUGUUUUUCUAUGUACCGUGAUACCGAGAUAGACUGCGGAGAUGUCAUCUCAUUUAUUCAUUUGUUAUUCUUGUUUUCCAGGAACUCCAAAAAACAUGUAAAGAAAUGCAGAGGAGAAUUGUAACGCUUUUAGAAAGUGUUCAGAACGAGGAAGUGAUUGUGGAAAUGGUGCAAGUGAACGAUGAUUUGAAUAAUGUUUUCUUGAGAUAUAACAGGUGCAGUCAUGAUGAAUUAUUUAAAUAUCAGUUACUUUCAUUGCUCUUUAAAACAGCUCAGUUUUGUCUUUUUUUUAUAAUAAUUAUAUGAUUGUAAAGUAUCUCACUCAGGGACAUAAUAUAUUAUAAUAUAAUAAACAUUGUAUUUAUUCUUUGGAUAUAUCUUUCUGUUGACUGUCACUUUUGAGCCCUAUAAAAAGUUGCUUGGCUUCCUUGCCGUGUAAUUGAAUAGAUGGCUGUAGUCAAAAUGAGGUCAGCCAACAGUCAGGUUAAAGGGACACUAUAGGCAUCAAACCAACUUUAGCUUAAUAACGUAGUUUUGAUGUGUAGAUUAUGACCCUACAGUCUCACUGUUCAAUUCUCUGCAAUUUAAGAGUUAAAUCACUUUUGUUCCUGUUUAUUCUGCCCCAACCACACCUCCCCUAGCUGUGACUGACACAACCUGCAUUAAAAAAAAUGUUUAAUUUUCAAUUAGUUGUUAAAUUACUUCCAAAGUUUUUAACUUGUGCUCUGUAAAUUAUUAUUAUUAUUAUUAUUAUUUUAUUACUUAUAUAGCGCCAGCAAUUUCCGUAGCACUGUACAAUGGGUGGACAAACAGACACGUAAUUGUAACCAGACACAGGAACAGAGGGGUUGUAUGCUAGUGUGGUAUAGUGACACAAAGGGUAUAAGUAGGGGUAAUAAAAUCAAUUUAACUUUAAUUACAAACACAGGGCUCCUGUAAGGUCUAGCAAGCUAUCAACAUAGCAGGAGAUAAGAAGUUCCAAAUCAAACAGACUGUGCAAUAAAGUUUAAAUAUUAGAUGACUCUUUACAGGAAGUGUUUAGGAAGGCUGUGUAACUCACAUGCAGGGAGGUGUGGCUAAGAAUGCACAAACAAAGCGAUUUAACUCCUAAAUGGCAGAGAAUUGAGAAGUGAGACUGCAGGGACAUGAUAUAUACACCAAAACUGCUUCAUUCAGAUAAAGUUGUUAAAAGGAACACACCAUUCAAAAUAAUAUAUAUAUUUAUUGUAACAAUCAAGUAGAUAUACUGCCAAAGAAACAUGCAUGUAUUUUUUUUCUUCAUGUUUUCUUUAGUGAUAUAUUAAAAAAAAAAAAAAGCUUGGAAAGGCUGCAGACCUGCUGUCUGCAGCCUUAGCAUGCCUUCCCCUCUUUCACAGGCACAGACUGAGACGCCUCUGUGCUGGAACCAGGUGGAAAUAUGCCAUCACAGCUUUCCAAUGAGAAUUAGAGCUCAGUGAGAAAAGGCAUGCAUGAGCCCACACCACCUGCCACUUCUGUUAGCUCUGUGGAGGCGUUUCUGCAAAUUCAUAUAAAAGGGCUGAUGUCUAUGGAAAUUUGGAGUAUGUCAGACUCUGCUAUGAGGGUUUCACUCUGCUAUGUAAGACACUGCCGUUUUGUAGAAGCUGCAAUGUCCCCCUUGAAGGCUUAACACCCCUCUAUCAGCUGCCUUCCUUACAGCCGCUGACGGUGCUUCCACGUUGAGAAACGAGUCAAACGUGGUUCUAAAUCAUAUACUGCUUCUAGAGCAGCAUUUGAUUGGUGCAGAGUGGGGAUUGCCACGGAUGUGCACUAGUCUCCCAGAGCUUCCCCAUUGAGAAUGCAGAAUUUAAUGUGUGCAAGUUUUCAGCAGAAGUUUAUUUACCAAACAGUGAUUUAAAAAAAAAAAAAUUGUCAGUAGACUGUCCCUUCAAGGUGGGUGGGGCGGAAACCUAAGCAGUUGGUAGGAGUCUAUAGCUUUAGUAGCAGUUAGUAGGAGUCUAUAGCAUUAGUUGCAGUUAGUACGAGUCUAUAGCUUUAGUAGCAGUUAGUAGGAGUCUAUAGCUUUAGUAGCAGUUAGUAGGAGUCUAUAGCAUUAGUAGCAGUUAGUAGGAGUCUGUAGCGUUAGUAGCAGUUAGUACGAGUCUAUGGCUUUAGUAGCAGUUAGUAGGAGUCUGUAGCGUUAGUAGCAGUUAGCACGAGUCUAUGGCUUUAGUAGCAGUUAGUAGGAGUCUAUAGCUUUAGUAGCAGUUAGUAGGAGUCUAUAGCUUUAGUAGCAGUUAGUACGAGUCUAUAGCUUUAGUAGCAGUUAGUAGGAGUCUAUAGCAUUAGUAGCAGUUAGUAGGAGUCUAUGGCUUUAGUAGCAGUUAGUAGGAGUCUAUAGCAUUAGUAGCAGUUAGUAGGAGUCUGUAGCGUUAGUAGCAGUUAGUACGAGUCUAUGGCUUUAGUAGCAGUUAGUAGGAGUCUGUAGCGUUAGUAGCAGUUAGCACGAGUCUAUGGCUUUAGUAGCAGUUAGUAGGAGUCUAUAGCUUUAGUAGCAGUUAGUACAAGUCUAUGGCUUUAGUAGCAGUUAGUAGGAGUCUAUAGCUUUAGUAGCAGUUAGUACGAGUCUAUAGCUUUAGUAGCAGUUAGUAGGAGUCUAUAGCAUUAGUAGCAGUUAGUAGGAGUCUAUGGCUUUAGUAGCAGUUAGUAGGAGUCUGUAGCUUUAGUAGCAGUUAGUAGGAGUCUAUGGCUUUAGCAGUUAGUAGGAGUCUAUAGCUUUAGUAGCAGUUACUAGGAGUCUGUUGCGUUAGUAGCAGUUAGUACGAGUCUAUGGCUUUGGUAGCAGUUAGUAGGAGUCUGUAGCGUUAGUAGCAGUUAGCACGAGUCUAUGGCUUUAGUAGCAGUUAGUAGGAGUCUAUAGCUUUAGUAGCAGUUACUAGGAGUCUAUAGCUUUAGUAGCAGUAAGUACAAGUCUAUGGCUUUAGUAGCAGUUAGUAGGAGUCUGUAGCGUUAGUAGCAGUUAGCACGAGUCUAUGGCUUUAGUAGCAGUUAGUAGGAGUCUGUUGCGUUAGUAGCAGUUAGUAGGAGUCUAUAGUUUUAGUAGCAGUUAGUACGAGUCUAUAGCUUUAGUAGCAGUUACUAGGAGUCUGUUGCGUUAGUUGCAGUUAGUAGGAGUCUAUAGCAUUAGUAGCAGUUAGUAGGAGUCUAUGGCUUUAGUAGCAGUUAGUACGAGUCUAUAGCUUUAGUAGCAGUUAGUAGGAGUCUAUAGCAUUAGUAGCAGUUAGUAGGAGUCUAUGGCUUUAGUAGCAGUUACUAGGAGUCUGUAGCUUUAGUAGCAGUUAGUAGGAGUCUAUAGCAUUAGUAGCAGUUAGUAGGAGUCUAUGGCUUUAGUAGCAGUUAGUACGAGUCUAUGGCUUUAGUAGCAGUUAGUAGGAGUCUGUAGCAUUAGUAGCAGUUAGUAGGAGUCUGUAGUUUUAGUAGCAGUUAGUAGGAGUCUGUAGCGUUAGUAGCAGUUAGUAGGAGUUUAUGGCUUUAGUAGCAGUUAGUACGAGUCUAUGGCUUUAGUAGCAGUUAGUAGGAGUCUGUAGCGUUAGUAGCAGUUAGUAGGAGUCUAUAGCGUUAGUAGCAGUUAGUAGGAGUCUAUGGCUUUAGUAGCAGUUAGUAGGAGUCUGUAGUUUUAGUAGCAGUUAGUAGGAGUCUGUAGCGUUAGUAGCAGUUACUAGGAGUUAGAAACUUGUAUUCCUAAUGCUUGUAUUCCUGUAGUGUUAGUUUAAACAUAAUAAGGAUCACAAAAUGAUUAGCACUUCUACUACCAUAAUGUGUCUGAUAAUUAUCAGAAUGCAGAGCUCUUAUUUAGCUUAUUUAAACUUUGAAAAUGUGAGACAUUCUGAAAAAAAAAUUUAAAAUUUUUUUUAUAUAACAAAACAUGGUAGUAAAGGAUGUUGCUACUUGACGCAACAUAAAGGCAGAUCCUUUUACUAUCACUGUGCUAAUGGCUGAGUUUGCCCAUAUCAUUUUUUAAAAUUAUUUCCCAAAUCAUCUAUUUUGUUCUAAACGUUGCAGUUCUAAUUUCAAUUGACUACAAUUCUCAGUUUAGUGAAUGUACAGUUACUCAGAAACUGCACAGUUUUAUGUUUAAAAUCUUUAUUUCUAAAAAUGUAAUCAUUUUAUUUCAUAGCUGAGCUUGAUUAAUUAAAACGGUAAUAUGCUGAAUACUCGUGGAAAGAAUUAUAAUUGGGUAUGCUUUAUAGGUUUUCACGGAAUAGAUCGAACCAGGAGCCAAUUUAUAGCAUGCCGGCUGAACUUGCGCUGGUAAGAGAAAAACACUUUCAAUGCAAUAAAUAUUUUACCCUGAUCUCCGAAUUAAUAUCCACGAGACAAAAAGUAAACAUUCACAGUUUUCAUGUAAGAUAAGAACCAGUUUGACUCCUUUAUUCAAUAUUAUUGAUCAAGAAAAUAUACACAAAAGGUGACACAUAUCUUACUGAGCCAAUGCUAACUCAUUUAUCACUAACUUAUUUGUCGGGAUGACUUUUGCCACAACUGGGGGUUUUAGAGCACGUGAUUAAUAGUUUGGGACAAUACGAUGACAGAAUGUAAGAUAGACCAAGUCUACAUGGGAGAGGGGUAAAACGAAAGGACAACUCUCAUCAGAUUUUCACUUUUAUUUUAUUUUUUUUACAUUUAGUACAUCUAAUGAAAAUGAAUAUUUUUUUCUAAUUAUGUAUAUUGAUUAUUUUUUUUAGAGAAAAUAUCACUUUGUCUGAGCAGCCAUGUUGCAUCAGACUCUCCUGUUAUCUGACCAACUGCUGCUCAGCCUAACUUGUUGCCGCUGGAAAUUCUGACCCAAUAUGGCUGCUCAGCCAGAUAAUAAGUGAAAUUUUCUUUAAAAUAAUCGUUAUAUAUAAUUUUUCAUUAAAUGGAAUAAACUUUUAAAAAAACAAGAAGCUUCGAUGAUCGUUGUCCUUUAUUAAUCAUUUUGAGGUCUUGAUAUUCUUUUGGGUUUUCAGACUGUCGACAGAAACCCUUCAGCUCCAGCAAGCGAACUCAUCGAUCUUGCUCCAUUAUCUGCGCCGGUGAACGGCGUACCUGGACUCCCACUCACAGCCAGUCAUCAACUCCCAACGCCGCUUUUAGCGCCUGGCGCUGCACUCGUACCAGGUAAACAUUGAGAAAAUUGUUUAUGUUUAGCUGUCUUAUCACACAGUUCAAGGGCAGAAUCACAACAAAAUUGGAGGAUGGGAAGAUUGUUGUAUCCAACUCUCUUUGUCCUCAGUGGGCGAGCAAAGACUUGUAACCCAGCUAUUUUUACAAAUCGCUACUGUAACUAGUGAGCGUGUCUGACGGACCUGAAGCAGAACAACACGUUCUGACUCACCAGAAAGUGAGUAUGUGCCGAGUCAUGAAAAGGCCUAUCCCUAUUCUAAAAACCCAGCAGGCAGAAAUAUUCGGUGCUGACAAUUCAGUUUUGUUAUAAUUUCUCUUCCUCCUUACCUCUGUAGAACCUUAAUAUUGUUUACAUCUUUCCUGCAGAGCCAUUACAUCGGGUCAUUCCUUCUGCAGAGUCGUAACACUGACUCUUUCCCGCAGAGCCUUAACACUGCGCUUCCCUCUGCAGAGCAUUUUCACUGACUCGUUCAUUCCUGCAGAGAAUUUACACUAACUCCUCCUUGCAGAGCCUUUAAAAUGACUCCAGUCCUGCAGAGCCUUACUCUGGCUCUUUUCCUGCAGAGCCUUUACACUGCUCUACAACAUAUGUAGAAAUAAAAACCCAACUAAAGUGGUUUCAUAAUGUGCAAUUAAAUAUGAACCAAAUACAGUGUGACAGCAUGCUUAAAUAAGCUAAAUAAACAUUAAUCCCUGAUUGUGAAAUGAUAUAUGAGGCAUUUAACAAUAACAAAAGGUUCAUGUCUAGGCCCUGGACUUGCAGGAGUUAAAAUAAACCUCCUGCUUUGUCAGUAAACACUCUGCAACACUCUCCAGCACAAGUACAUUCUAUUGAUUUGCAUUUCUAUGCUGAGAUCAAUGUCUUCGGAGCAGAGAAAGGCCACCGAACCUGACUGAAAUGUCAUGGCGGUUUUAAGAUGUCCACUGAUUGUGUCACCGAUGGUGGCGACGCGAAUCAAUCUGUUUAAUAGGACAUCAUCGAUCCAGUGAUCUGCAGAGCGAGAAUCAUUUCUCUAUCCGGGAGACAAUGCCUGUUUAUAAAUUAAGGAGUUAAUGUCGCUCCGCCAAGACAGUGAACACAAUGGACAUGCAGUCAGCAGCGAUUCGCACAAAAACACCUAAAACAACCCGGUUUUACAUCUAAUUGGACCUCGAUUAUGCAUUUACUUUCAAUCACAAAAUCACUUAAAGAGGGAUUAGGGUGAAGUAAGUGCUUACUAAGGGUUCAAGUGCAUACGGAAAACAUAUUAAAAUAAUCUUUAUUUUUUUCAUCUGAGGUUUUACCUUAUCACCUUGUCUAAUAAGAAAAUUAGUCUAACAUCUGUUUAAAACCUGGAGUGCUUAGCUGCUCACCUAUAAACAAAGAGUAAAAUAGCAGUUUUAUAUAUAUAUAUUACACAGGAUACCUAAAAAUCACACUGUCCUUUUCUUUGGUGUUCACGAAGUGUGAUGCUGAGGACCCCCGAACUGUGACUAAUCCAUCAGCUUCGGAACUGUUGGCAAGUGCAGUCACUGCUCUCUAUGUAUAUCACAAGUCAUUCUUCACUAAAACCCCAGUCCUACACUAUGGGGUACAGUACAGUGCACCUUUACAGCAUUUGACAUAGCAUUGUACCCAGCGCUAGUUUGACACUUAGCAGUGAUGGUGCUAUAAUGAUAGCGUCUAUUCAAUUCUGAAAGAUUAUAGAUCGACUAUAAUAAACUAGGACAUUUUUACUUCAACAUUUUCAAAGUGAAUCCAUUUAAUCUGUAAUAUUUCCCUUGACUUCCCAAAUGCUCACUCUGAACUUCCACUUUCGUCAUCUCAAUGAUGGGGUCUGGGUGCAAUGCCCUUGUCUUUGUAACCCUUUAAUGUUAAACGCUGUCAUUUUGCCAGAACAGCAAUGUUUACAUUGCAGGACUUAAAUGCCUCUAGUGGUGUCACGAGAGGAGCUUCCUCUGAAACUCUGCUAUUUCUAUAAGAUUAGAUUCGUUUUGCUGUGCAUACGCACUAGCCUCCCAAUGCUUGGAUUGGCUGAGAUCAUCAGUUUUGAUAAUGUCAGCAGUGUAGAUAGCAGUGCUGCAUGGGAGAACAGGUGAGUAAUAGACAAGUUAUUGUUCCAUGUUAAUUAUAUUAUACAGAUACAUGGUAUAUUAUGGUAUAUUAAAUGUAUUUAUUUGUUAUAAAAAUGUACUACAAAUUAUUAUUGUGUAAACAGUAAAGAUUGUCCUUGUUUACACUUUAUAAGCUCAAUUAAUAAAAAAUAAUAUAUUUAUAUUGAAUUGAGUUGUUUGUGAUUGCAGAUGUCAGCAUUUCACAACAAAAUGUCUCCAACCCAAUCAGCAAUCAUCUCUAUCCUCAGAUGGACCUCUCCGGAUUAAGAGAAAUGGCUAAUACACCGUAAGUGGAGACAGAGUCUAUAAUGAGUGAAUGACAAUAUUCAGAAAAGUGGCCAUAUUGAGAUCUUAACUUGGCUGUUAAAUUCUAAAUUAGAAUGUUGGCAACAAAUGGCUGUAAGAAUUUACUAACCUGCAAAAAUUAUAGAGUCUUAAUAAAAAAAAAAAAAAGGUUAUCGAGAAUGUAAUCCCUCAGUCACUAUAGUACAUAUGCUAUACGGAGUAAUAAAUCUGAGGUAUCGACUUUCUUUCUCUUUAUAUACUGUAUGUAUUGCAUUAUAAAACAUUUAAUAAGGCUAAUGAGAAUUGGUGACAGAGGUAGCUAAACUGGGUUUUUAUUGCGUCUCUGAAAAAUAAUUUUAACAGAUAUAAUUUAAUUAUUAUCCUAUCUCUAAACAAAACAUCUCAAUAAAAAUAGCCUUAGAAGAGAGACAAAAUGGCCGCCUUUCUGUCUAAUAUUCGGACGAGUGCAUAAACUAUAAUUGUUGCUUAACUUGUAACCAAGGUAGAACAUUUCCGAGUUUUUGUAUAAGGCUGGAAGUUAAUUGGUGUAAUGUUUUUUUCCUAUUUCUUUUUCCUGAGGGUCAGAUUGUGACGUCUGUGUAAAAUACAGCGGGGAGAGGAGUAGCAUGUGAACAGUUAUAAAACUCUCAUUGGGUAGUGAAAAAACCCAAUGAAAACCGCUUUCAAAACGUUCGUUGCAUUAAGAAAGUUUCAAUUUAACUUGUUAUUUUCCCAAACAAAAAGAUAUAUUUUUUCCUAAAUGUUGGAAAUUCACCAUAUAACUUUGAAAUAAUAAAUAAAAUAUAGACUUGAAUUUUGGCUCCCUAAAGGAAGGAACCUGACAAACAAACAAACACAUUUCUGUUAGUCCAAUAAAAAAAAGAUAUGACAAGAAAGUGCAUUACUUCAUUAUUUUGCCGAUAGGACUAAUAUGGCAAGCUUGGGGCAAUGUGCUAAAUGUGAAGCAGUUACCAUGGAAACCAAUAGAAUGUUCGUGCUGAUUGCCCCACUUUUAGAAAUUCUCCCAGAAUUGUUCUGUUUCUCCGAGCAGAGUUUACAUGCCUCCAUCAUUUCCGUGGUCAAGCGUGGUAGCUUAGGAAGAGAGAUGUGUCUUGUGAACAAUGCAAUCAAUAUGUUUCUGUUAUUAAGCUGUUUCUAAUCAAUAUUUUGCCCCAGGUUUAUGUUCCCUGUACAGAGCAUGAUUCCGCAUCCCCCUCCAAGACAACUCUAUGACAAUGUAAGUCUUUCCAUUUAAACAGGACCGGCAGUAUUGAGAGGCAUUAGAGAGGGACUUAUUUUACCUCUGAAGAAGAGCAGAGUGAGAAAAUGGGGGAGUAAGGGAGCUGCCGGGGAGGGAGAGGUUGGGAGAAAUGGGAUCAUGGGGGGAGGAAGGCUGAACACCACAUUCGGCUUCCAUUUUUUUCUGAACCUGAACUUAUUUAUCAUAGAUUAGAAAGUAUUGGCACAAGUUAACUAAUUUAUCACACAAGCAACAGGAAGAUUGGAUUGGUAAGAGGUGCUAGCUACUUCCUAGUUACUGCCCCAAAUACAGCCAGCUGACGUUUACUGUCACCGUGCCCCAAUUCAGCCAGUCCUUGGUUACUGCCCCAAUUCAGCCAGUCCCUGGUUACUGCCCAAAUUCAGCCAGUCCUUGGUUACUGCGCCAAUUCAGACAGUCCCUGGUUACUGCCCCAAUUCAGCCAGACCCUGGUUACUGCCCCAAUUCAGCCAGUCCUUGGUUACUGCCCAAAUUCAGCCAGUCCCUGGUUACUGCCCCAAUUCAGCCAGUCCUUGGUUACUGCCCAAAUUCAGCCAGUCCCUGGUUACUGCCUCAAUUCAGCCAGUCCCUGGUUACUGCCCCAAUUCAGCCAGUCCCUGGUUACUGCCCCAAUUCAGCCAGUCCUUGGAAAGUUUAUAGAGUUCUUCUAACUUGACUAAAUUUGCCCAAAUAUUAACAUACGGUUGCAACACUCCAAUUCACUGUUUGGAUGAUAAACUAGAUAUUUUAAAACAACAUAUAUUACUGCUGAACUAUUUAAAUGUUCCUUAUUGAAAAUCCCCCAUUGUAUGCUACUUUCCUAUAUUUCACUUUCUGAAACUCUUUUUUUAGGUCAGCUUUUCAACUCCACUUCUCCCAACGGUCCCAACAUUGCCCCCCACCCUUGUACCGCUACCAAAGGAACAGCCACAGAAUCCAGCGGCUGAUCACAAACCAGGUAAAGCAAAGACUUACCGCCUGAGGCAUAUUUACCUUAAUAACCAGCUGCAAACAGGCAUUUAGAGUAGUAAAUAAUAGACGUAGUAUCAAUGUAAACCAACUUUCAGAUACCAGAGAGGUAUAACAUCAGUGAUUUGAAGUGGUUAUGGUGCCUGAAAUCUGUAUGUGCAACAUUUCACUUUGAAACACUUAAGAUGAACCCUUUAGAUGUCGGAGGUGCUUUCAGCAGCAUCACUGGGUAUCAUUAGCCAGCUUAGAACAAUGUAAGACAAAAGAUGAUCAGGCUGAGGGAGAACUUUGCCUCAACAUUUUUUUUAAAAAUUUGGGCAUUGGAGGAGUUCUCUGUUUAACUGCUCAAAUAUAUGUGGGAUAGGAUCCCACUUUCUAUCGCGUAGGGAAAAUAAUAUUGCGAAACAAUUUGCCUAACGAUAAAAAAACUGGAAAUAUGUGAAUUUUAUUGUGAGGAUAACCACAACAUUAAAAUGAAUGCCAAAUCAAACUAUAUAUUUUUUUUUUUCCCCCAGAAAAUUCUAAGGAAAAUUCAACAACAAACUAUUAUGAGCUGCUAGAAUUCGAUCCUCUUGUAGAAAACAGCCAAAAAGAGUAAGUGACUAUAAUGCAUACUUUCUAAUGUAUAGAGGGAAAAAAGGGGUUCUGGCUAUAAAAUACAGACAUAUGUUGUAUAAAUUCCCAUUACCUUGAAGCAUCCAUUUUUUUUGUUUGGUUUUUGAGAUCUCAACCAAGUAAUUGUUCUUUUGAGAUGAAUUUAUUAUCUCUGUAUUCUAUGAUUCUGCCAGGGUCUCGUAAUAAGGGCACCUAUUACAGUGAGGGGCACUCUAACACAAAGCUGCAACAAUUUCUCAGAUAAAAUAUAGAAGAAAAAAAAAAGACAAUCCGUAGCCACAUUCCGUGGUCCCGCUGUAAAUAAUGGGAUGUGUUUGUGAACCAUUUCACUAAUUAUCCAUAUUCUGUUCUUCGUUUUAGUGUUGUGUAUGAAGAGGUUGAUACAUCUCUGUGGAACUCGGGACCAAAGAAAACGGGUAAAAUAAUUUAUUAUAUCAGAGCCAUUAACAUCUUUGGAUUGCUAUCUCACAUGAUCACACAAUCUCCGCAGUUGUGCUAUGGCUACAAUAGCUGCUCUAUUAUAAUAUGACAUAUUAUACUAUAUCAUUAUAUUACAUAUCUCUUCCAUAAAUCAGUUACCAUAUUCACCUUAAAUCAAUAUCUCAAAAAAGAGUUGACAAUGUGUUAUACAUUGUAUAACGGAGUCUAUUUGAUUCCUCUCUAAGGACUUAGACCUGACAUCUAAUUUUUGUAAUUCCAAAAAACAAACCACUAGAUGUCAGCUCACAAAGCAAAACUUAAAAUCAGAAAGUGAAAAGUAGGCAAAGUUUGAAGUAGAAAAACGUGAUCAUAGGAACUCUCUCUGCAGAAACACUGCCACUUUUAUUACUAAAGUUAUUUGGAUAUUUACAUUAAUGCACGUUAUUGUUUCUCCCUUUUAAUGUUAUAGUUCCUUUGCUGCAAUAAGAAACUCAAAGGAUGACAUGUUCAAUACCACAAGCUUAAAAAGAUGGCUCUCCACACUGCAGAACCUGCGCUCUGUGCUCCCAGGAGGUACAAACGACUCUGCGAGGUCUGAAGACAGCCUCAGGUGUACAAAGUAUGCUCUUCACAGUGGAUUGUAACUUAACUCAGGUCAUCAUAAAGGAGAUAUACCAACUGGAACAGUUUAUCUGACUCUCUAAUUAAGCUAAUCUCCCAUUUACUGUAAACUGUUUAUUAAUAAUCUCAUUUCUGUAUCCUUUAACUGUAUUCAUUCUCACACUUACCUGUAAAAGAAGCAUCACCUGAUGUCCCGGCUUGUAAAUAAUAUAUUGCCCAUGGGUCCCACAUCUGCAAUCAAUUUCAUACGGGCAGUAACACAAUGAAAAUACCGGAUACUGGGCUUUAUUCUUGACUUGCAAUUCAUGGAAUGAACCAGCUCACCCAGGGUUUAUAGGAGUUCUCAUCGAACGCCUUUGGCAGCUAUCCUAGAUGCUGACAUCAAUGUAAGAGACAGGCCUAAAAUAUAUUGGUAACUUUUUACACCAUAAAAAAAAUCCUGAAAAGAACACCAAUCAUGCAUUCCUAACACUAUGAGGUUCUACUCACUAUUUAGACACACCCACCUCCUCUUCUUCUCACUUAACUCAAUGCUUCUCAUAGAGAAGCUCUGGGUAAGAGAAGCAUCAAUAAUAAAGGACUUCUCAUGGCAAAGUAUUGAAUCCAGCCACUAGAUGUCAGUAAGGCAGCCACUAGAGAAGUGUUUAGUCCUGAGAUGUAAAAUUGCCGCAUGUACAAAACAGCAACGUUUUACAUUGCAGAACAAAAUCGACAGUUCCAUUGUACGCCCACCACUGCAGGGAGGUUAAGAGAUCUGAGUGCCUAUAACGAUCUUUUAAAAGGACACUAUAGUCUCCAGAACAACUACAGCUUAUUGUUUUUAUUCUGCUAAGUAGAAUCAUUCCCUGCAGGCUUAUUACAGUAAACACUGUAUUUUCGGGGAAAAUGCAGUGUUAACAUUACAGCCUAGUUAUACCUCCACUGGCCACUCCUCAGAUGGCUGCUAGAGGUUCUUCCUGGGGCAGUGCUGCACAGUGUGACUGACAUUCAGUGUAGCCACCCUCUGCAUGGAGGCACUGAACUUUUUAAAGCAUCUCUAGGAGGAGAUGCUGAUUGGCCAGGGCUGCUUGGCGUGUGCUGGCUCUGUCCCUAAACUGCCUCCUUGACAGUCUUAUAGUAAAGCAUUGUGAUUGGCUUUGAACAACACAAGCAGGCAGAUCAGUGGCAGAGCCAGCACCAGCAGACUGGAAUAAAGAUAUUACUAUAUUUAGCAGGGCCUGAUGGUGGCUUUAACACUAAAGGAUCAGGAAUAUAUGUUUUUAGCAUUCCUUUAACCCCUUAAGGACACAUGACAUGUCAUGAUUCCCUUUUAUUCCAGAAGUUUGGUCCUUCAAUGAUUAAAACUAUGAAAAAUAAAAUAAGAGGAGAAGUUAUCACAGCGACAUGAUAAGAAAGGUGGAGCAAUAAGCAAUAGAAUGAAGGCACUGAUUCUAUUUAUUCCUCUGGUUUCCAUAGCAAUUGCCCCACUUUUAGAACUCUAGAUCAUGUUUCAGAUUGCUCCACUUUCCUAAAUCCUACCCGCAACCUUUAUUAACAUGCUGACUUUCAUAUUUAACAUUUUUAUACCACAUUUAUUGCACGAUUCCCCUGAGAUAGUGUGAUAAUUUAUAUUAUUUCAUUAGCACGGCAUACCUUUAUUAAAUGAUGCGACUUAAUCCCUCUCCUUUAACAUACGUCACUAAACCAGAUGUUGCCUAACGAAAACUUUAAGUUCAUAAGAAAAGAGCUGAUUCCAGUCUCACCUCUAAUCUACAAUUUAGCACCAUGCAUCAUCACCUGUCUAACCUUGUUGGCAUUUAAGUACCUUUUUCUUUUACUUUAACACCUUUUUAAAAUGUAAAACCUUGUGCAUAAAUCAAUGAAAUUAGAAACUACUUGAGUUUGAUAAAAAUAAAAAUGUAAAAAUAUCACAGAUGCACAUUUUAGUGAUCACCAAAUGGCCAUAGACAUGUGGUUGUUAUAUACCAAAAAGUUAAAUAUUUGUGUGUGUAACUCAUGAAAAUAAUUCGACUUUUGUGAUCACUAAAAUGUGCAUUUGUGAUAUUUUUCCAUUAUUAUAAAACCCCAGUGAUUUUUAAUUUCAUUGAUCUAUGCACAAAGGUUUACAUUUUUAAAAAGGUGUUAAAAAAAAAAAGUUGAAUUAAAUGAAUUUGUCUAUGAAUUUUAGAAACAGCAGAAUCAGCAAGCUGUGCAAAGAAAGGAGAUCAAGUUUAAUUGGUCAAACAGAACAUCAGCUUUAUUCUGAUUUAACCAUAAGUAAGGUUAUUUACUAAAGUAUGAAUUCAGAUGUAACAUCAAAGUGGCCAACUGGAUGCAGAGCGGUUUUGGAGAUGUUUAUUUUGUUGGUCAGCUAUUUUUAACUUGACUUUAACCAGAAGAAAACAUGUUUUUUUUUCUAUAAAAACUUUUGUUGACGUGUCACAGAAAAUAUUAUAUGUGCUAUUAUUCUCUUAAAGUUGGCCUCUUCUUAUAUAAAACCCGCACAGCCUUAGAGUUACUCCAAGCACUAUAACCACUACAGGCCGAUAGCGCUAUUCCCCGGUAAUGGGGCAAUCGUUCCGCUACAAUUUCCCUCUUGCCUGAGUUCCGCCAGGGCGAAGCCUCAAAUGGCGGUGGCUGAACCGCUUUGGGCUUCUGCAGAGCUGAUUGCAGUAGCCCUCUAAAUACUGUCUAUAUAUUGCAUUAGUCAUUUUUUAAAGCUUCAGUAAUUAACUCUUAUUUAAUAACCUAUUUACAGACUUUUCCAUUGCGUGUCAAAUUUUACCCAGCAUGCAUCGGACAUGUUCCUAUUGGCCACACAUUUCAUACCCAUGUAAUAUUUCUGCCAAUUGAAUGGGAUUUAAAAUUUUAGGCCAAAUAUCUAAAUUGAAAGCACAUAUUACUAACAAAUUUACAAUAUGGCUUUUAUGGUUUCAAAUUCCCCAGCAAGUAACAUUUUAGUGAGUAACUUGCUAGAUGUGCAGGUAGUGUUUUCAUUACCAUUGUUUAUGUACGUUGUGUCUUUAAUGAAAAAAAACAAAAACACAAUAGACACUAAUAGAUUCUUUCCUUUGUAGAAUGUGGUAAAUCAAAUAUUUUUCCAUUCCAAAUAGCACUUUCACAUUCCUAUGGGUUUUCUUUUUAAAUAAAAACUGAUGGGAACCAUUUCAAACGUCACUGAAUGUGCAUUUAAAUUGUGCUUGAAUGUGUGUAUAUAUUUAUAUAAAAAAAAAAAAAAGUAACCGGUUUUAUUAUUUCUAGAAACGCAAAGUGCUCUUGAAAAGCACAUAAUUUAUAUUGAUUUUAUUACAUUAAUAAAAUAAAUUUUAAUUUAAAAAAAUAAAAACUUUAGAUUUGUAUUAUAUUUGUAUUAUAUUUUACUUACGGGAGACCAAACCUGAAAAAAUAUAAAGGGCCUUGGCGGUCAAAAUCCAAUAAAUAUUAUGUUUAAUGACAGCCAAUGGUGAUGUAUCAAUGUCACAAGAGAAUCCCAGAUUUCAGGAAUGGAAUGUCACAUUCCAUCACUGGGGGUAUGAAAUCAGAACAGGAGGUGGGGGAAUCGGCAUGAUGCAUUCACAGCCGUACACACGCUCAGAUAUGGAUUAACAAAGCAUAUAGCAGAUACAGCAGCUGGUCUGAGAUUUCUUUACCAAUUUCUUCCGUAGUAUAAAGCUGAAUAUCAAACUAUGAAUAGAUUUCUAUAAUAAAAUACAUUUUUAAAGCACAGGAGAUGAAGGAAAUCUGAUAAAUCGUCCUACAGCAAAACAGAUACCAGCUUCUAUAGCAAUAAUUCCAAAAAUAACCUUUUGCAUUAAUCAGGUUUCUGAUUAAAUAUCUAACUAGCAUUAAAUGUUAAUUUGCACAAGUUUAUCUCACAUGUCUAAUUAAUGGUAGUUCUCCAUACAGUGAGAUUCCUUUACCUCAAUAAAUUUCCAUUAACCUUGGGCUACGGGUGACAGACUAUUUAUUACAAAUAAUGCAGAGCAGAGUUUCUCAAACUACGGGUAUCUGAGGAUUCACUCUAAAAGGCCCCUCCCCCCUCACUCUGCACCAUACGGCAUGGUCCAAGCAAAUUAAUACAACCAGUACAUUGCAAUCCCAAGCCUAAUAUCACUAUUUGAAAAAUGGCCUUCCCUCAAAGUUCCAUGUGCUAGCUCAGAAAUUCAACGUCAAGAAGUGCCAUCAGCCCAGGGUUUAACCCAAAAUCCCAGAGAGCUACUAAUCUUGGAGAUAGCUUAUUCUCUCCAAUAGCUCGAGGUGGGAAUAUCCCAUGAAAAAUAUGCAUCUUUCAAACAAGUUUUAAGAAGUUACGGUCAGUAAAUAAACCCUAAAUAUACUGUCAAUUGUUUUUUUGGUUUUAAAUAUUAUGGACCAACGCUGUCCUCCACAGACUGCAAUUAACUGUUUAGAUAUCAGUCCCCUAUGCCACUGCCCAGGAAGUAAUAGAUACUGCCUCAAACCAAGAAUGUGACAUACAUUGCAGUAAAUUUACUAUCAGUUACAAUGUUAUGAAUUCCAAUAUUAUGGGCAAAUUGGAACCAUGCAGUUGCACAGACUGCAACAGAAGAAAG
Messenger RNA from Pelobates cultripes (western spadefoot toad), 45617 nucleotides. NCBI's taxonomy places the organism in Eukaryota, Metazoa, Chordata, Amphibia, Anura, Pelobatidae. The record is from the annotation of a GenBank genome assembly.